CUUGGAAAUGACAAACCUGUGAGUUUAACAUCUGUGGUUUGGAAAUUAUUUGACAAAGCUGAUAACAUCUGCGAUGACACAACACAGAUAGUCCCACCCAGUGGCAGACAAGGCUAUUGAAGGCUAGGUCUUGGGACCAGCAAGGAAAUUUGAGCAGCACUUCACUCAGAGCCAACUAUGUCUGGGAGGUGGUGGUGUAAGGCUAUAUCUGUCUGUGUGUGGGUGAAGUCCUAUAUAUAUCAUGUUUACAUUACUGUAGCAAAGACCAUCUAUCCUUACUGCAAACCUAACAGUCCAGAAAUGGAAGUUCUGGGAGAAAGGGAAGGGAAUUCCUUGGAGGUAAGUGGCGGACAGGUUACAAUGACUCAGUAAGCUUUCUAACAGCUCGACGUUAAGUUCCAUUGUAAACACAGGUAGUCACAUAGAUACAAAGUAUGAAGGUCGAUAGAAAGUGUGAGGAUUUGUGUGAGAGUAUUCAAUUCAUAACUCACUGUAUAUUAACCUCCUGAGAGCCUGGAGACUGAACACCCACAUUCGCUGAGCAACACUGACUGCUGUUGUUGGAUUACAAUUCUGAGCAUGCUCAGCCAUCCCAGUUUUUUUUUUGUUCGUUUGUUGUUGUUGGUUUUUUUUUUUUAGGGGGUGGGUGAAGAAUGCUGUGUAAUAACCCUGCUUAACCCCGUUGCAAGGGCUCUAUAAAUAAAGCACACAUUGUUUUGUUCUAAUUUAAAAGAGCAGUAAAUGACUGAUACGAUUUCAGAUAAGUAAACACACCUGGAGAUUAGACACAGGCUAAAAAGUUAUGCCACUGAGUUGGAAAAAAACUUAAAGGGUUACUUCAAGUACCAGGACAAGUACAGUGAUUUCAAGUGGUUAUAUGGAGUCUGUAUGUGCAGCAUUUCGCUAGGAAAUGUGGCACAUGUGAAGUUUAACCCUUUGCUGCUAGAAGUGUAACGCCACCUCCGGCAACAUACUUGGGGUGUCAUUAGCCAACAUGGAACAAGUGGGCUAAAUAAUGCCAAGUCUGUGCAUAUUUCUAUGUUCAGAGUUGCAUUUUUGGCUGAGAAUGGUCAACUGACGCUUUCAGUCAAUGAAUUGUCGGUAGGAUCAGUAUGGCGUCACUGCCAACAAAAAGGGACGCUCUGCGCCCAGAACGACCAAGUAAAAAAGCAAACAUCUGCAAAACAGUUUGCCCAAUUACCGGGAAAUGGGGUCAAGGAACUAAUUGCAUCAUACACACUACAGCAGGUUGUUGUGGUUAAUUCUGAGGCUUGGAAUAACCCUUUAACCCCUUAAGGACCAAACUUCUGGAAUAAAAGGGAAUCAUGAAGUUAUGUGUCCUUAAGGGGUUAAAUAGACACAUUUUGCCUACAUUGUGCAAUGCGGUUUCUAAUUUCAAUUCACUAUAAUUCAGUUUUUAGUGAAUAAAUCUUCUAGCAAUCUUAAUACAUGAAUAUUCAAUAAGUACACUGCUCAUAGUGGGCAGGUUUUUUAUAUAAAUCUCAAUCUGGGUUUAAACAACGUUUCCCUAGAUCCUCAGCCAGGAUUUCAAAGCCGUAGCAAAUUCAGAACAUGGAAUCCAACUUUUUCACUGCACGCGGUUUCUUGGCUAAACUUACCUGGCAACUUCGACGGUCUCAUAUUUGGAGAGGGAGACUUGGGAUGUUGGGGUUGUUUUUUUUUAUCCAGUUACUAUCAUGGACAAUGUACAUGUCAUUGAUGCUUGUCAGCAGGCAAACAAAUACUUUCCUGUGUGGCAAUGCUCAUUUAUGGGAUUACAUGUUCUGUAAUUCCUAACAACAUGCGUGUGUACUAAACUUUACAAAAGUCCCCCCCAUACUGGGUGUCGUGUGAUUAGACUAUGAGGACAAUGUAAAAAUUGUAUGUCAGAUUGUAUCACGUGGCAAGUAUUGGCAGGCACAAAGCUGUCCGCAGGUAACAAUAAUGGAGCAAUGCAAACACUACAGUGCAUUGUAGUGGUUAUGGUAAAAGGUGGUCCUGGUAUCAUGCAGCAGUAAUCUGACACUUAACAUCCUGUUGGGAGCCUGCCAUCCUUCUGGUCUGAGUUGUGCAUAUUUCCACUUUAUCUUACAGACUCAUACAGGCUUCAGUGUCAAACCAUUUGUAAACAAUUGACAGACUACUGCUGAAUGGCGCCAAAGAACUUCUGGAACACAGUAGGGGUUAUGGUGUUUAAAUUGUUACUUGUGUUUACUGCCCUUCAAAUCCAAAUUAAAUGGAAAGUUUUUUUUCCUUUUUUUAAACAGAAUUUUAUUAUUUAUUUAUUUAAAUUGAAGGUAUAUUGAUUUUCAACUUUGCGUUAGCAAACACCCAGUGUCCAAACAAAAACUUAAUUGAAUAAAAAAAUAUUUAAAAAAAUUAAUCCAAAACUGUAAGUAAUAAAAAAGCGAGGGUGAAGGGGAAGUCAGGUGGGGGGAGAAUUAAUUCAAGAGAGAGUGUGGUGGUGAUGGUAGGGAAUAUAAAUUACCCUGUUGUUCCUCAGAGCAUGGUUUUAGAAUAACUGAAGCAUGACUCUGUGUUCAGCAGUGAAUCCAACAGUUCUAAUAAUCGAAUCUAAUAAUUAUUGCAGGUUUUAUGUACGUGGAACUGUCACCUCUUUGAACAGAGCCACCAAUGCAAUUUGCUAAAUCCUUGGUGAGAAAAUGUGUGGGGCUCCCAUAAAACAUAAACACACUCUCUGACAUGCAUAAUGAGAGAACUGCACACACUAACAGGCACAUAUUAACAUGGUUACAUAAGCACACACUGCUAUGCAUGCACAGAAAAACAUACUAACACAUAUAGUAGCUCACAUACAUGAACACGCAUACUAACACAGAUUGAUUAACAUGUAGUAACCCACAUAUAUAAACAAGCAUACUAACACAGAUUUACUAACAUGUAGUAACCCACAUCCACGAACACUCAAACUAACACAGAUUCACUAACAUUAGUAACCCACAUCCACGAACACUCAAACUAACACAGAUUCACUAACGUAGUAACCCACAAACAAUUAUACUAACACAGAUUCACUAACAUUAGUAACUCACAAACAUGAACACUCAUACUAACACAGAUUCACUAACAUGUUGUAACCCACAUCCACGAACACUCAAACUAACACAGAUUCACUAACAUGUAGUAACCCACAUCCACGAACACUCAAACUAACACAGAUUCACUGACAUGUCGUAACCCACAUCCACGAACACUCAAACUAACACCGAUUCACUAACACACAUAGUAACCGACAUACAAAUACCCAUACUAAUACUCAUAUACAAACACACAUAGGCCUCAAUUUAAUAAGCUUCCAAAUGACUCAAAACUAUUAGAAUAACUUACAAAUUAUUUAUCCACAGAAGUCAUGGUUAAAGCAUAUGGAAAUCUUUGUAGAUAAAUCAUUUGGAAUGUUUUUCUAACAGUAUUGAAUUUUAUCAAGACCAUAAAAUGUUACUAUCUCCCUCUUUCCUUCUGCUUACCUUCUCCCUAAGGAUUGAUGGAUGGAGGGAGUGGAGUGGCUCUAUCAUUUUGUCUCUAAUGUCCUGUGUAGGGGAAGCAGGAAAGCUGUGUAUGGCUUUCCCUCCCUCUCCACCUCGGUGAUAGCACGGGCUGUGGGUGUAGGGAUGAAAUGUCAUAUCCCAACAUCGACAUGAUUGCAAUUAAGUGCGAUUAAGAAGGGGAGAGUCACUGUUGAUGGGCAAUUGUUGGUAUCUCAUUUUAAUAGAUAAUUUUGGGUAAUUAUCUACAUAAAAUAAUAACACAGAAAAAAAAGUGAUAAAUCCAUGCUGGAAUAUCCCUUUAACCAUUUUCCGAGUUGUCAGAGGAGCCUUGAUAUUAUUUCAAUGGAAAAUGCUAUUUAUGCAUGGCCUUCAGGAUACAUGGAAACCACACAAGUAAUAUUGUAGAAUAUAUUUAAUGCUUUACACUAAUUCUGCUGAAUAAAAUAAUAUCUUCCCCAUAACAGAGUCAAAAACCAGUCAGCCAGAACGACACUCUCCUAAACCAGUCAGCCAGGCUUACCUUGUUCCAGAAAGCAUUUCUGUAAGGAAACCGGAUAGAAAAAUAUAAAAUACCACAAGAGUGAUUUAACUUUAAACAUUUAAUUAUCAACUCAUCUUUGUGUCAUUCCAACACGGCAUGUAAUUCAAUAAAUAUUAAAGAUGCACACAGAAGAUUAGAAGAAAUAGGUCUCAGGUCAAAAUUGACUCGCAACAUUUUUAAAAAAACGGUUUAAGUACCAUAAAUGUUUUUCUGUGGCCUUGUUGCUCACUCCCAGCAGCCACAUUUGCACGCAAUUACCAAUAUUACACAAAAACACACCUCUGCAUUCAGACAUCAACACCGUACACAAAAACAGUCUGGCAUUUAAAUGCCAACACUACAAACAAACAUGCCACAUGCCAACAUUACAGGCAAACACACCGCUGCACUCAUACACUAAUACUACAUAAAAAAAACCUUGCAUUCAAACACCAAUACUACACAGAAACACCUGAUUUAAAUGCCAACACUACACACAAACACACCACUGCAUUCAAACAUCAGCAUAAUACACAAAUAAACAAACAUUCACACAAAUAUACCCCAUACAAAACACACCUGCAUUCACAGAUACUGCAUACAGAUAGAACCCUGCAAUGAUGAGAAGACAGUAGAUCCACAGAUGGCAAAGCAUUAUGGUACCUGUAUGGCAGCUGAGGAUCUACCUGUUGGCUACCUCUAUAGUGACGGGGUGGGGGGUGGGGGAUGUUUAACAAAUUCUUGCACCAGGGCCUUGAGGUUUCUAGUUACGACCCUGCAGGAACAACAAUGUUUUCACUGCACGGUUAACUUGCCUCUGUUGGCUUUCAUAUUGACAGCUGCUAGAGGCACUACUGCAAAACAGUAUAGUAAUACUCCAUGAAUUCUAUCAGAUGUUACCUUUUUGUCGUGAUUCUAGGUUCUGUGAUGAUUACAAAAGUUGUUAUCUCAUUAUGACAAAUUUUGUAACAUUUUAGCUUUAAUACCAUUAUUCACUGCUUGCAAUUUUUUUUUAACUUCUAAAAAUUAAUUGAAAUCUUAGACUAGAAUUAUGUAUUUUAACAAUCAGAACUAAUGAAUCUAUUUUGAGUUUGUUUUCUUUUGUUGCACUUGUUGUGUAGAAACUAUUAAAAGACCACCAACGUCAAUCAUGCCACUUUAUUCUAAUAAAGAGGUUUGGGUACAGUGGUCCUUUUGUUUUAACCCUUCAGUGUGAAACAUUGCUGUUUUUCUAGAAACUGUAAUGGUUACAUUGCAGGAUUAAGUCCACCUCUAGUGGCACAAACAGGGCCGGUGCAAGGAUUUUUGGCACCCUUGUGAAAUAAAAAUGUUGCUGCCCUAUUUGCUCCACCCACUCAUGCAGACUGGCAUACAUUGACCCAAGCAGACUGACACAUACCCCUGCAGACUGACAUGCACGCACUGACCCAUGCAGACUGAUACACACAUACUGACCCAUGCAGAGUGAGACAGACGCACUGACCCAUGCACACUGACGCACACGCACUGACCCAUGCACACGUAUUUACACACGCAGACUGACACGCACACACUGACCCAUGCACACUGACGCGCACACACACUCACUCAUGAAUGCACACUGACCCAUGUAGACACACACAUACACAUUGGCUCAUGCAGACACACAUACCGGCCCAUGCAGACAAAUACAUGGACACACACUGAUACAUACAGACACACACACUGACCAAUGCAGACAUGCACUGACUUAUACAGACACACAUUGAUCCAUACAGACACACACUGACUCAUGCAGACACACACAUACAGACACACACAUAGAGACAUACACUGACCCAUACAUACAAACACACUGACCUAUACAGACACACACUAACCCAUACAGACACAUACAGACAUUCACAGACUAACCCAUACAGACACACACUGACACAUACAGACACAGACAUAAAGACCUACACUGACUCAUACAGACAUUGAUUAACCCAUACAGACACAAUCAUACAGACACACACUGACCCAUACAGACACACACAUACAGGCACACACUAACCCAUGCAGACACACACACUGGUCCCAAGCAGACGGACAUACAGAAACAAAUAUAAAUUCUUUGAAACACAUAUUGUGAUGUCCCAUUUCCCUUCUUACCUUUAUUGCAUAUAUUACUUUGCUUUUCGUGUCUAACUGGCAGCUUCACUGCGCCUGGCUGCCUUUACUCCGUCUCACCCCACCCCAGCUAUGCUCCCACCCACUUGUCUCCAUGUACAGGGCAAGGGGCGGGAGCAAGAAAUUGAAGUGCCCCCAUGUUGCUGCGGCAAUGGCAGUCUUUGUGGGGGGCCUGGCUGAGCAGGCAGAGGUGGAUGCCGCCGGACCAGUGUUAUACCGGGUGCUAGUCAGCAGCUAUGUAAGUGGUCCCUAGUGCCCUGUAACAUGGUUUGUAUAAUUACUUCAACAUAGAGGGGCGACCAAACAAGUAGAGCAGUAAAGCGUGUGCCGGCGCCGCCCUACACGGCCGCCUAAUUGGCCUACAGGAAGCGCCGGCCCUGGCCACAAGAGGAGCUACCGAGAAACUGCCCGAUAAAACAUGGUCAUGUGAAGUAGAAGCUCCCCACAUGAUUCAAUGGAAAUUUCCUAUGGAAAAGCUUGGAUGCGUGAGUAGUGCUCAUCUCGCAUGCGCAUCAGAUCCUCAAUGCUCCUCUUUGGACCAUCAGGGGGGACGUUAUUCUGCCUCCAUGACAUCACAGGAGACACAGAGGAAUGCAGCAUUGAGGGAGUCUUGGUGCUAAAAAAAGUUAAGUAAAAGUCUUUAUUUUAUUUUAUAUGCACACACGGGAUGCGGUGCAAGGUUUGGGGGGUGGGGGUAUCUAAACGUUUUGUAUUCUUUAUAAUUCUUUAUUUUUGGUAUGCAGAUAGGUACAACAGUGCCUGUAUCGCCACAACAGCGUCAUCAGGCUCGAUUUCCAAAACAAUUUUAUAACAGUAUUGUGGCAUAUAGGGUAUGCAUACAUUUUUUAAAUAGGAAAGGUAACGAUAAUUAAGAGGUCUAAUAUCCAUUGACUGACGCCACAACAUCGUGUUGAACGAAGUACUAAGAUUAGACAGUGGCUUAAGAGAUUACCCAUGUUAUGUAAUGGUAACAAGCUUGGUUAGACAGUGAAAUCGUUAGAUUAAAGUAAAACAAAAUAAAUAAUAUGCUUAGGUUACAGGCUAUACGUCGCAUUUCUGGAUUAAGUGUUAAGGUAAGUAUAGCAUGAGUAGGAAGUGCAUGCUAAGUAAAACAUAUACGCUUGUGGCGAGGAAGAAACACAACAGAAAACAAUACUAUGGCAUGCUAUGUAGAUGCUUAAAUUUUACAAUUAAGGUGUUUCAGUAGGCAAGAGUGUAUGAAAAAAGAUAUAGUGCAAGCGUAUCAAGCAUGACAUGUAGUUGUUGCUUGUUAUAAGAGAGUGAGAGGAGAGCGAGGCAGGUAUGGCACAGAAAAGAAAACAUAUUAAUAGCUGGAGUCUGCUCAUUUACACAGGAUCUGCGUUAACUAGGUUCUGCUUUGAAUGGACAGUCCAUAUAGCAAUGAUGAAUCUAGUCCGAGGUAUGUUAAGCGGUAUGACAUAUGAAGCCAUAUACUGAGCAAUAUGGAGCUCACGGUUUUUAGAGUCCAGUCCGGGUUGUUCAUCCCACGCCUGAUGCUCGGAGGGUGGUGCUGGCGUGAUGGAUCUUGUGCGGGUCGUCGUCUAUGUCUCCUUGCCAGAUCUUUCCCCUGGUGAGCCCCAUUGCGUUGGGUGCUUCGCUGCGGCUCUGGGACUGUCUCUUUAGCGCGGUCAUCUUGUAGAGACUUCUGCCCUGCUGACCCACCGCUCGUUCCGGGCGAGGUUUGCCUUGUCCGAUUUCAUGCCGAUUGUUUGCUGCUAAGGCUGGUUGUUUGGGUCGGUGCUUCCUGAGUACCUGUGCGGUUUCAGGUAUUAGCCCCGGUCCACUGCUGCUUUUUGCGAGGCACCGAGUGUUGGGCCUCCUGGCCGUUCUUUGCAGGCGACAUUUGUUUGCGGGCAUGUAUCUGGGGUCGGGGGUCCGCACUACCCGCUUAUCAGCUCCGUGAGAGCCCUGUUGUAGGAUGACUUCAGGAGCUUGGGGUCUCAUGCGCGCCUCUAACUUCUUCCAAAACGCGGCGAAAAUUGCAUUCAGUCUGAGUUCCGUGUCGAGCUCCGCAUCUCCUGGGCCUGCAGUGUGAGGGACAUCCGCCAUCUUGCGGGCUACAGAGGCGGGAGUCCCGUGCCUCCUUGUCUCUGUCUCUCUCCUCCCGCUCUGCCAGAGAGUUGCGUAGGGGUGGACCGGGAUGACCCCCACCGGUCCAUAGGGGGGGGAACGGGUGUUCUGGGGCACUUUUCUGGCCUGUCUUGGUGGAGGGAGGGCGGCCGUCCCUCCCGCUCCCGCCAUGCUGGUAGGCCUUAUCCGUGUGGCCGGUACAUACCGGGGCAUGUGUCACUCGUUUGAUAUCGCCGUAUGUGUCCCGGUGUCGUCUGUCACCUGGUGGCCUUUGAUUAGCUUAGUAGUGUCGUUUUUGUGGCUUUUUCCUCGCUUUUUUGCACUGUUCGGCAGGAGCUGCAGAGGUUUGCUUCCUCUCAGUCCUGCGGUCAGGCCCCGCCCCCCCACGUUUUGUAUUCUUAAUGCUUUAGUGUUCCUUUAAAAAUAAAACUGAAAAUAAUAUUGUCAAUAUUUAUUUAUUUUUUCUAUUAAAACAUUAAGAUAAUUUAGAAAAGCCUCAUGUUCCAUAGCAUUGCAUCCCAUAGAAUAGGACAUGGUUUCCUCAAAGUGAAAUAGCUGCAUUUAUUCACCAAUGUCUUUUAUCAAUGCUUAUUUACAAACACAAAUGUACAAGUAAUGAUAGUGACUGUUUCUUUUCAUAGGAGCCGGAGGACGUGGUGGAUACUCCUAACAAUUCAGAAGUUUGGGAUGCCCUUAAAAACGGUAUGAUAAAUUUGUUAAUUUAUAUAUCCUGCAAUUGAUGUGACUAUCACACAUGAAUGCAGUGUAAUUGAAUAAGUGUGUAUUUAGCCAGUCCGACUGCAGAAAAGGGAAACACGGAAGUCCUAGACGCAUUUAAAUACUUCAGUAAUUCUCAGUAUACCUUAUCCUGUUAUCCUGUUAUCCUGUUAUUGAUAAAUUCAAAUAUUUUAAAAUCAACAACAAAACAAAUGUAAACCCUUCCAAAUAACUUAGAAAAUCAUACCAUUCGUUGGAACCAGUGAAUGUUAGGUGCUACUAUCACCUUGUGUGAAUCACUCAAACACACAUAAAUAGUGAAACAAAGUGUAAAAAAUGAUGGUGGUGAGAGCACUCAAAUUAAUAAAUAAAGAUAUUACCAGUAUUGGUAUAAAUAUAUACCUAAAAGAAUAUAAAACAUAAAAAGACCAUAGGGUAAUACAGUUUACACUUAUGUACAAAUCUGUGAAUAACUGGUCAAACUCACAUGCUGCUGAGUCACUUAAAAAAGCUGACUCAGACUAUAGGUUUGUAGCAGAGAUGAAUCUUAAUAAAGAUGGACUUCUGCAACGGCCCAGAUGAAGCCAAAUUCGUCUGGAAGCACUCAGAUUCCAAGAAUUCAGGAUACAGGAUCAAAAGUAAAUAAUUUUAUUUAAACUUCCAUUAAAAACGAAUUACAGAUAAAAUUCAGUCCAUAUAAUAUGCCACUGACGCGUUUCGGCGGAAUGCCUUCUUUAAAGUGGUGUAAUUUGUUCAUCUCUGCUAGUUCUGUUUAUAAACCCAAAUUUUGGCGCUUUCCUGGUGACUUUCGGUUUCUACUUCCGCAUUCGUCAUCUUUUUGCGUCCGACGUCAUCUUUACGCAUCCUAUGUCGUGACGUCAUUAUGACAACGUUACCCGGAAGUACUUCAGACACCAUUUUGGAAAGUCUGUUUCUAUUACAUACUUGCCCAUACAUACUGGGAGGAGUUGGAAGUUUUUUCUAAGGAAGAACUUGGGGCAAGUCUGGUCCUCUACAAACGAUACAUAGACUGUAUUUUUAUUGUUUGGAGAGAUACAGAGGGGUCACUUUUAAACUUUCUUAAUGAUUUGAAUAGAAAUAACUGGCUCUGUAAGGAAGUCUGGGAGCUCAUAUAUGGCAGACCUCACACCACUACUCAGCCUGCAACCUGAGCUGCGGUAUUCGAUUAUCGAUCCCACUCCAGGAGGGAGGCCCAUCUGAACAAAAUUUGUGACUAGAUCUCCACUUACCCAACAAGCUUCCCAACCUCUGGUGAUGCCUUGAGCCCGAUACCAUGCAGAGGGGCAAAUGAGCAUCACUGGAUAAGCAGAGAGGGCUCCCCUUAUAGCCUGGGCGUUAGGAGGUGUUGAACUAUGGUGCAGCGGCCUACCUAGAGCUCGGAAACACAUGGAACAAGUCUUUCCCACCGUGCAGCAUGAAGACGAGCACCGACAACAUUCCUGUAAUAUUGAUGGACUGUCUGAAGUGGCCCAUAAGUGGGGUGGGAUGAAAUUCUGACGGCAAGAUCCUGCUAAUUCACAAACAAGCCAGUCUGCAAUGCAGGGCAUUCUGUGUCUCCGUUCACUACAAGUACCCAGUGGUAGUAUAGUGUCUCAGUUAGUAGUAGCAUGUUUUUCGGUAUACUUUAUGAUUUUGCUUAUUUCUGCUUUACAUUCAUUUACACGCAUUAUACAUGCAUUUUGAAUGUCUAGACAACUUUUUGUGCUAGCUAGCACACUACUUCCCUAGACAUGCUUAACUAGCUUGUUCAUUGAAACAGGAUUUAAAAUAAAAUGUGCAGUGAUUCAGACAUGUAUUAUAAUAACCUAUAUGUUACCUCUUUUUAACCCUACCAUUUACAAUUUCUUUGAUUUUCUGUACCAAUUACCAUGCACAACAAAAAUAAAGAAUUAAAAAUCUUCCCCCAUUGCUUUUAGUCUAUCUCUCUUCCAGGCUGGACAAAAUUGAUAAAGAUAACAUGCAAGUGUAAAUUCCACAUAAUCAAUCAUAAUUGACUGUUGGGGCAGUCUUUGCAUGUCAGGGAGAGCCUUGGUUUUUGACAAAAAAUGUGGGACACCCAUAGACUCUUGUCAACAUAACCACUAGACUGAGCUAUGCAUAGUAAUGUUCACUGUUGGAAAGACAGCUCAGUCCAAGUCAAGCCUGUGGUAUACUCACACUGCACACAGGCUGUACAAAAGUCACACUCCAAUUCAGUACCCAUUAUCCAAAAGGAGUAACGGACUUUGAAAUGAAAGACUGCAUGGACAGGGUUCUUGCCCUAUAACCAAUUCAGAAAUCUGAAGUGUUUUUGGUGCUUAGAGUAACUCUUUAGGGUGAAAAUCUGACAUUCUGACAACAGUGUUUAGACUUGCAUUUGUAUGUUGAAUGAUUUAGUACAUCAAAAGUGGGUAACUUAGGUUGACUUGAUUGUUACUGGAAAAUAUUUUUGCAUGAUUUUGUGCAGCAUGUUUUUUGGAACCCCAGUUUACAGUCUGCACUGUACAAUACCUGGCUCCUUCACGUAUUCCUUGACUUAUCAUAUUUCACUAAUUAUAUAGGAGCCUAUUGUUUACAUACAAUGUACAAUUUACUUUCGGUUCACUGUUUACUCAUUACUAAGGCUUGGCAGGCAGCUCAUUUUUUUAAAAAUCAGAACGUAUUGUCUGGCUGAAACAACACAGACUGGUUUUUUAAAUGUGCAGUUUAGUUUUCACCUUUUCUUUUAACUUUCAUAUGUGAAAACUUGCAUUUGGCCUGUGCCGUGCAUUACUACACAUUACUAGCUGUAAUUUAAUCCUUACUUUUGAAAACAUUUUUAAUUACUUCUUUAGUAUGCUCUUAUCAUUCUUAUUCUCCGUCUACUAUUUUUCACCUUUACAUAUCUUAUUUACCCUUCUAGUGUUUUGUUCCUUUUGGGAAUGUCCCUCCUCCCCCUUCCUGUGUUAUUAGAUUUGUUUGUUUGCUCCUGAUGUACGGUGCCGGGCGCAACCAUGGAGUUUCUUUUGUUACUUAUAAAAUGAAGGGUUUGAACGAUAGCUUUGGCAUCCUUUGCAAUGAUGAAAGAGUACAUAAAAUUUCUGCAAAAACUUGAUCCCCUCAAAUCAGAGAAAACUAUUCACAAAACUGUUCCAUGCACAUGCCUCCGCCAAACAAUGCAGGGGGCUGUAUGCUAUUUAAUCCCUUUGUUCAUUAUUAGCCUCCUGAAUGUUUUUGCCCCCAGUGAAAAUUACCGAUGAUUUUAUGAGAAACUAAUUUCCAUGCUGGAGUCCCUGGUUACUCCUCAUUGGGGGUGACUUUAAUGCUAUUUUAGAAAACCACGGUGAUAGAGCUCCUUUAGGAACCCAUUGCUCUUCUCAAUUGAACUCUGGCAUUUUUAAUCAUCUGCUUCAGGUGAUUCAUCACUGCAACGAUUGGAGAGUGAGUCAUGCAACACAGAAUGACUUUACCACGUUCUACUUUCACCAAAGGAAAAUGUAUUCAAGACUACACUACUAUUCGAUUUCACAAUAUAGUAAAAGGUUUAUUGACAGCUGUGCGAUCGUGGUUGUCACAUGACCAUUUAACACUACACUUAACACUAAUAGGUAUAUGUCUGCGCAGAGGUCACCUUUCACAUAAAUCUCUACUUUUCAGAAAAUAAUCAAGACAACUUAUCUGUUAGCCUUAUUUGUGUUGUAUUCAAAGCAUUUAUCACACAUUGCUCUUUAAACCAUAAACUUUCAUUUAAACCGUAAACAUAAACAUGAACAAACAAUGAGCCGCCUGAUGAAAAAAACUUAAACAUCUAGUGACAACACAUCAGGUGAGUCGAGACUUGUGAGUCCUGCAAGAAAUCUGUGAUGUUCACUCAGAAAAUAAAUGGACUGUGUUCAGACGCAGUGAUUCAAGGAUUACAGAGAACUGAUUGGCUAUUCUUUGAAAAGGCCAACAAACUUGACACAUUGGCUAAAAAAUUUAAGGAGGAGAGCUUCAUUAUAAAUUUACGGGAUUCAUGAUGCAAGUGAAAGAAAAUCUGAAAACGGGUAAGGGCCUUAUGAUUUUACAGCCAUGUCCUUUAAUAAGUUUAGACAUGAACUGUCCCCACAUCAAAGGAACCUAUUUAACACAAUAUUCAAGGGAGAUAGAUUGUGGAACUUGUUAUUAAAUGUACAUAUUGUAGUCUUGCUGAAAAAAUGGUAUGGCUAUGACUCGAUGCGCCAGCUACAAGCCAGUCCAAUGUGGACAUCAAGAUGUAUGCUAAAAAAUUAACUAAUCGUCCUCUUCUGCCUACUCUCCUCAACCUGGACUGGGUGGGUUUUAGUGUAAGGCAUGUGGCACUAAAUGCCAUUAGACUUGUUUUGGAUACCAUUGAUAUCUGUUAGAAAUUUGGCUGUCAAUCAGUGUUGUUAGUGUUGGACACAGAGAAGGCUUUUGACCAGGUGGAUUGGAGCUUUCUCUGGGAGAUUCUGGACCAAGCCGGACUUCCACACCCCUCAUUCCACUCACAAAGACCACAAGGAAAGAGUAUUUGCGAUGGAGGUCCUGUGCUCGGUGUGUGAUUAAGAACAGUACCAGGCAGGAUUGCCCUGUGCAAUCAGAGAGAGAAAGGAUUUCUCUGUAAAUAGGCAUGCAGGGACAGUAAACAAAUUAAGCAUUUUUACUUAUGAUAUACUUUUUACUGUUACCAGACCAACAGUUAAACUACCAGGCCCAUACAAAUUUAUCUCCAUGUUCUCAAAACUCUCAGACUUUAAAAUGAAUCCAAAAACAUGUGCUGGCCUAAAUAUUUCCUUGGGAGAUAAGAAGUUUCUCGAUAUCACCUCUAUAUUUCGUUCCAAAAUAAAAUGACCACAAAUGAGAUAUCAGGGAAUGAGGGUCAUGCCUCUAUGGAAGUUUCUCACCCCUGUUCUCCACCCCUGUUCAAAGAAAUACAAAUUCUUCUAGUCUACUGGAUGCCCUACAAUAUUUCCCUGAUUGGCCAUGUUCAUACAGUAAAAAUUAUGGUUUUACCAAAAUUGCUUUACGUGUUUAGAACUCAUCCAAUCCCACUCCCAGCAAAAAAAAUCACAAAAACUAGAGACAGCAUGUUACACUUUAUACCGGCAGAUAAAAAGUGAGGUUAUCAUCUACAAUUGUUCUACAGUCUAGGUGUUCAGGAGGCCUUGUUGUCUCUGACCCUGUUAUAUUCUACACAGCAGCUCGACUGGGUCAAACUCUUAAAUGGGAAUCUCCCCAAUAGGUCACAAGUGACCGGUGAAAAUUGAGGAUGCCAUUUGUUCUCGAUAGCAUCGUUCAGACAUCAUUUGGAGCAAGGUGCAUAAGGACUACUGGACAAUUUGCUGCCGACAACAGCACACAAUUACCGCAUAUGGAGAAACCAUGUAUAUAGAGGUGGUCUGUCUACUAAGGAAACGUCCAUGUCAUUGGUGAACGUGAAUCCUUGUUUUUACCAUCAAUGUAAGAGAGAACCAGAUAAUUAUUUAUGGUGGACAUUGAUGUGAUUUCUAUUGCUGAUGUUAAUCACAGGUGACUUCCACUUAUGAAGGCAUUUUUGAUAACUGCCAAUGUCUGGAAUGAUAACUUUGGAAUAAUCUCCCAUUACCUGGAAGUUGUAGUGAGAAGUCGGGAUCUACCAUACCUGACUAAGUUUGAAAAGCUAUAAAAAUUUGACUGUUUUGCUGGUGGAAAUAUAUUAACAAUACACUGUCUGCACAAUAAUACUAAAGUAGACAUUUUUAGAGACUAUGGGAGUUUGACCUGGGUAGUGAGAAAGACAGUAAAGGAUGGGUUGGUGGAUGGCAAAGGGUGACACAACAUGUUACAACCUCUUGUUAUGCACCAUAAACAAAGAGAAUGGUUAUUAAUGAAUUUCAUGUUGGUAUAUCUAUCCUGUCCGGUCUUUAAAAUGUUCACGUGAAUUGUCUGAGCCAGGACAUAUUUUCAUACGUGGUGGGAAUAUGAUCUUAUUGCGGUAUUCUCAUCUUACAUAGUUACAUAGCUGAAAAGAGACUUGCGUCCAUCAAGUUCAGCCUUUCUCACAUUUGUUUUUUGCUGUUGAUCAAAAAGAAGGCAAAAAACACAGUUAUAAGCACUUCUAAUUUUGCAACAAACUAGGAAAAAAAUUCCUUCUUGACCCCAGAAUGGCAGUCAGAUUUAUCCUUGGAUCAAGCAGUUAUUACCCUACAUUGAAAGAUUAUAUCCUUGAAUAUUAUGUUUGAACAUCUGUAUGGACUCUGAUAAAACCACUUCUUCAGGCAGAGAAUUCCAUAUCCAGAUACAUCCAUCAAUCCAGAUCCAGGUUCGGCACUCCUGAAUUUGUCUCCAGCAUUGACUUGUCUUCGUACUAACAUUCUCAAGCUGUGUAGUAAGAUUUGUAUUACCACAAUUACCUGUGUUGUUAAGAACUGGAGAGAAGAUAUUUUUGAGAUACUUCGAGAUAUUCAUGUCAGAAAUGUAAUUUAAGCAUGAUAUGGAGGAAAUAACCUCUAAAUGGAGAAUUGACAAACAUCACAAAAUUAGCGAUGCCUGGCCAGAUAAGACCUAAUGAACAGUGACUCGCUGGUUCAUUGGACCCUAUUGUCUCUGUGGAUGUCAGUUACUGUAUAUUCCCCUUUUUUGUAAGCUCUACUCUUUUCAUUUCCUGCCUUCUCCUAUCGACUUUCUGUCUGAGAAAGUGUGGGGUGUUUUUGGAAGCCCUACCAGUUUCAUAUUUUGUAAUAUGACGUAAUCUUUGUGGAUAAGCUUUUCAAAUGAGUUAAUAUUUUUGCAUACACUUUUAAAAUGAUGUCAUAUUUAGAUUAUAAUUUUAUAUAUGAUAUGCUUUUUAUAUAUAUGUAUUUUAAAAUCUUUUUAAAAAGAUUAUUCAAAAUAUUAAAUCACUUGGAAAGUUUAUCCAAAAAUAAUAAAUCGAGGUCUUAAUUAAUUUUUUCUAACCUUCUAUUUAAUACAUGCUGCCCUUUUUUAAGCUACUCAAUUUUUUUUUUUAAAUGGUAUGUGAUCAAGGUCAACAGUUUUAGAUGUAAGUUAUAUAUUUUUUCUUGAGUUAUAUUAUAUAAUGUGUUUCCCACAGUCUGUAUUGAUACUUUCUUUCAUUUUCAUUUCUCAGUCAAAUGUUUUGAUCACACUCUGUGCUUUGUAAAUUUGCACACUCUGCAUAACUGUUUUGAUAUCCUUUGUUCUCUUUUUAUUCAUUGUAUAUUUUUCCCUUAACAGUAUCUAAGGCCAUCUAUCAGACAUAUGUUGAUUUGUGGCUGAAAGCCCCAGGAAAGAUAGAGAAUCAUCCUCUCUAUAAACAAGUAAACAAUGGCAUACUGGAUAUCUAUAAUAAUGCAAAACAAAAAAUGUGCCGUAUUGAAAGCAGCAAACUAAUUCUAAUUGUAGCCAAUGGGUUAACUAAACAUUUACGGAGGUUCCGAAAAAACAAGAUCACCAACCAGUAAGUAAACAUUCUCUGUAAUAAUAUCCUUAUUGUAAAUAGUUUUAGCAGUGCAUGGCAUUGUGAUUUAAUGUGUGUUCUUAAAAAUAGUGGUAACGGGGGCGGGGCCUGGACGCCAUACUGAGCGGUCGCAUGGUCGGUGAGCUCCUCUCCUAAAACUAAAUUAAAACGACGAAACCACAGGCUCACCGACUCCUAAUCGACACUAAAAGGGACCCAAGAAAGCUGAAAGCACACCGGACUGUUGCCGUUGCGAUCGAGUGGCCCACAGAGACUGAAAACCAGAUGCUGGAAAACUGCGGCCUAGCGAGACUCGGGCGGGAGGAACGGCCGACCUCCUAGACGGGAAUCAAAACAAACCGCAACGUAUUGAGCUUCGUGCUUAACCCCUCCCCCCCUUUGGACCGGUGGGGGCUAUCCCGGUCCGCACAAGCUUGCAAUCAGUGGCGAUAACUAUCCCCACAGCUGCAAUAGCCCUUGCCAACCCACUACCGCACAACACAAGAUGGCGGCUGUCUUCUGUCAGAGUGAACCCAGACACAUGCAGUCUGAAGCGCUCCAGCUCAGCCCCACGGAACAAGCCUGGCGGAGGCUGGAGAAAUUCAUUGAAAGGCUCUGGGACCCUGUGGAGAUACACCUGCAGCCCACAACACCUCAUCUCGGAGGAGAGACUCGUGAGAACAGGCCCAGGCUGAAAGAGAAACCCUCACCAAGUAUUCUCACCUCGCGGCCACCACAACCCACGAUGGUGAGCCCACCAGCGCCGGGGGCCAAGAGACGCAAAACCCCAAAACACCAUGCAUACAGAUCGCGGCCUCACCGCUGCAGACAGCGCCGGCACAGAGCCACCAGCCACCCCCCUCCACAGCAGGAUACGACCCCUAAGCGACACCAAGACUGUGGUGUGCGGAAACCAACCCGCCACCAGAGAGGGAGAAGCGACCCGCGCCAAACCCAGAGUGUCCCAACCAGCCUACAGCAUUUGCAGCACAGCCUGAGUUCCCGUACACCAGACAAGGGGACCGAGAUACCCGAACAUGGGAUGAACUGUCCACGAUGGCAUGCACAGGGUAUUGGUUGAAGACCGCUAACACUGCCUCCCCUCUGCGCCCCUUAUGUUGCCUGGCAAACGGACUGACCUGGGACAAACCUCACGGGAACCCUAACAGUUCCUAUCAAGCUUGUGGUUUAUAUUUGAUCUCUCAUAACCUACAAAGCAAUGAUACCUUGUUAAACUUUUAUUUCAGCUUAGUGAUGCCUUAGUUUAAUCCUAAAUGUUGAAGCUCACGUAAUUUUAAGCAGCCCAGAGGCUUACUAGCUCUUAACACUUGGGCAGACCCUGUUCAGUAACGACGACUAAUCAGGCUUCCCUAGUAUCACAGCGCUACCUGACAACCAAUCUUUGACAUGCUGAUAUCCUGUGGCAGCCUGCCCUCAUAACACCUAGCAAGACACACAGUUCUAUACCUAACUACUAACCUGUUUAUCUUACCAUAUGCUCUUCCUACAUUUAAACAUGUAAAAAUUGUGCAGAACCACUACCGCAAUGACUGCAAUGUUAUAGUAUUCUAACGUGUACUACUGUUUUGUAACCUAUUAUGUAAGCUGUGCGCAACAAAAAUAAAGAAUUAUAAAAAAAAUAAAAAUAAAAUAGUGGUAACACAUUUUCUUGGUAAUAAUCAUCUCUGCACACCACAAUUUCGGAACUCUACGAAGGAACUCUGCAAUACACUCCUACAUAGCAAACAUUACUGUUUGCUCGGUGUGGAGCUCUGUGGUAUAUAUUAAUGUGCACGACCGUGACAUGACAGUUUUAUUCAGUUUCUAGUAGAAUCAUACACCCCACUCAUUACUGUGUGAGUUUUGCUUCUUGCGGAGCUCUGUGAUACAUUAAUGCACACUCUAUAUUGCUGUGAGUUUUAUUGCUAUGGAGCUCUGUGAUACACUAAUACACACUGUAUAUUGCUGUGAGUUUUAUUGCUAUGGAGCUCUGUGAUACACUAAUGCACACUCUAUAUUGCUGUGAGUUUUAUUGCUAUGGAGCUCUGUGAUACACUAAUGCACACUCUAUAUUGCUGUGAAUUUUAUAGCUAUGGAGCUCUGUGAUACACUAAUGCACACUUUAUAUUGCUGUGAGUUUUAUUGCCCUGGAGCUUUGUGAUAAAAUAAUGCACACUGUAUAUUGCUGUGAGUUUUAAUGCUAUGGAGCUCUGUGAUACACUAAUGCACACUGUAUAUUGCUGUGAGUUUUAUUGCUAUGGAGCUCUGUGAUACACUAAUGCACACUGUAUAUUGCUGUGAGUUUUAUUGCUAUGGAGCUCUGUGAUACACUAAUGCACACUGUAUAUUGCUGUGAGUUUUGUUGCCCUGGAGCUUUGUGAUAAAAUAACGCACACUGUAUAUUGCUGUGAGUUUUAUUGAUAGGGAGCUCUUUGAUGCACUAAUGCCCACUGUAUAUUGCUGUGAGUUUUAUUGCUAUGGAGCUCUGUGAUACACUAAUGCACACUCUAUAUUGCUGUGAGUUGUAUUGCUAUGGAGCUCUGUGAUACACUAAUGCACACUGUAUAUUGCUGUGAGUUGUAUUGCUAUGGAGCUCUGUGAUACACUAAUGCACACUGUAUAUUGCUGUGAGUUUUAUUGCCCUGGAGCUCUGUGAUACACUAAUGCACACUGUAUAUUGCUGUGAGUUUUAUUGCUAUGGAGCUCUGUGAUACACUAAUGCACACUGUAUAUUGCUGUGAGUUUUGUUGUAUGUAUGUGGUUGGAUGGGUGGCUGAAUGGCAAUGUGUGACUGGGUGUAAGUAGGUGAAUUGUGUGUGGAACUGUGGAUGUGUCAGGAUGGUGGGUGUAAAUGGGUAGGUGAGGGUAUGUGUGACAAGGAGGUUGGCUGCAAGUUAUUUGGAAGUGAGGUGAGGGUAUGUUACAAGGUGGAUGUGUGUAAGCAACUGAUGUUAUAUUAUUAGAUGUAUACAGUAAGAAUGUAGCCCCAUGGAGCAAGCGCAGUAAAAUGGGACCUUGACAGGGUUGGAGACAGGCUUAGGUGGGGAUGGCUAAGAUUGGUAGUUUAGGUUGGGGGGCAGGCUUAGGUAGGGAUUUCUAAGAUUGGUAGUUUAGGUUGGGGGGCAGGCUUAGGUGGGGAUUUCUAAGAUUGGUAGUUUAGGUUGGAGGCAGGCUUAGGUGGGGAUUUCUAAGAUUGGUAGUUUUGGUUGGGGGGCAGGCCUACUAUAAAUAGGUCGCCCAUCUUAGUUUGGUCACAACUAAUUACUCCCCAUUCUGGAUUGGUCCCUCCCUCUCUCCCUUGGUUAGAUUGAGUGGUUCCAGUCUCGCUUAGUCACAGCAGAGGGGUUGGUGAGAGAAGGCUAGGGUGAAACGUGGUCUCUGGUUUAAUUAAGAAGAGUUAAGGAAGUCGGCUGACUUGUUCCAAAUUGGUUGGUUACAAUGUUGGUAUAAUGGUGGCGGGUUUUGAGCCCGUCGGUGACUCAGAACUUUGGAGGUGUAGGGGUAUCCGGGUAUACCCCUACCAUUAUGUUGCACUUUAAUUUUGUAUAUAUUUCUGUGUUGUUACAUUGUUAUUAUAAUGUUUACUAUAGUGGUCAUUUCCUUUCUUUAUGACAUAUGGGAUAUAUAUUAUGAUGUAUGGGUGGAGGGGCGGGGCUAUGACUUUAAAUGUUUCUGUUGAUAUUUUGACAUUUUGAGAUAUUAUUAUAUUAUUAUUAUUAUAUUGUUAAUAAAGCUGUGGACAUUUUGACCAAUACCUUAGAGUGGCUGUGUUUAAUUGGUAAAGGGGCGGGGCAUGGGUUUUUGGGAAAUCUCCACCUGCCCAUAUGGCCAGGGCCAUCUUUAAUAUUGAUUGGACCCUGGGCAAAGCAUUUGCUUGGGCCCCCUGGACCCUGUACACCCUUCCAGGCGUGCAAUCACGGUAUCAACCUUAAUGCAGUGGCAACCUAAAGUAGAGACGUCCAAGAAUAUUUUUUGGGCCUCCCUAUUGCAAGGAUGUUUAAAAGGUAGAUCCCCAUCUGUCGUGCAACUCCAGCAAUGCAGCUGGGGCUCUACCAUUUGGGCCCCCUGGACCCUGUACAACCUUCCCAAGCAUGCAAUCAAGUUAUUACUCUUAAUGCAGUGGCAACCUAAAGUAGAGAGGUGCAAGAAUAUUUUUUUGGGCCUCCCUAUUGCAAGGAUGUUUAAAAGGUAGAUCCCCAUCUGUCGUGCAACUCCAGCAAUGCAGCUGGGGCUCUACCAUUUACCCAUGUUUGCAGGUUUGCAUUUAGCACUGAGCAGUUUUUGUGUGUUUUAAUGUAAACAGGUUUUUGUAUGGAAUAUGUUUGUAUGUGGUGUUGGCGUUUGAAUGUAAGCAUGCAUUUAUGUUUAGGGUUGGUUUUUGAAUGCAGGGGUGUGUAUACAUAUAAUGUUGGUGUUUAACACAGACGUGUAUUUGUAUGUAAAACCGGUCUAUGGGUGAAGCGCUAUAUAAAUGGAUAACCAAAGUGGAGAGAUAGUACCAAGUGAUAAACACCAGAAAGAUGAAAAUAUACCUUCUAUUAAUAUAAUUCACAAUACUCCUUUAUAGGGAUUUCCUAAAAACAUAAACAGAAAAAUCCAAACAUAGUGCAAAUCUGUAAUGAUAAAAGAUGUGGUAAAAAUAUACAAAGGGCCCACUCACACUUUUAGGAGCUAGAGGGGUAUAGCUCAAUUGAAGCACUUUUUGAGUCCGUAGAAGCGACUCUUAUCCCUUCUUUUAACUCUUCCUUUCUUGUAUUCUGGAAUGUAUAAGGGAAAAUACCUCUGGUGCAAUAACGUAGGCUAGGUGUAUAUAUUAUCGUAAGGGAAAUAGGGUACUUACAAACCCAGAGCCAUCCACAUUGGCUCUGAUCCAAUAUCUUAUGUGGAUUAAGGACCACACUCCUUCUUUGUGAAUAGCAGGAAAAUGCCAAUAGUGUAUCUCAAAAAUAUAAACUUUAUUGACUAUAUAUACAAUAUAAGUACAAUAUAAAUAUAAAAAAUAUAUAUACAAAAAACACUAUAAUGGCAUAAAAAGUCCAGUAAUUUAAAAGUCUUUUUGCUCACAAUGUUCCCAGGACGCGUUUCGCCGUGAAGGCUUCCUCAGCUGGAUGUGAAAAAAGUCUGUUACCCUCUUGUACUGGCUCCUGCUAUAUGUACCCCUCCUGGGGUGAAAAUGCUUGGUUUACGGCUUGAAUUUUCGCGGGCUAUCACCAUGGGGAUGGUGACGCACAGCGUGUCAAGCCUCUUUCCUUCUCCCUUUCCGGGUACUACUGUCGGUUCGUCACUUCCGUUUUUUUCGAUCGCAAGCCGUCACGUCAUACCCGUGCGUUCCAGCUUGCGUUCCAGCUGCCUUCCGGCUUGCGGUUCAGCUUUCCUAUGUCAUAUUACGCCGGCAUCAUCGCAGGCAGAAAGAAGGAGGAGAACAAGACAUUUGUACAUAUUUAUUAAAUUUUACAAGUCUUUGCCAAAACUCUUUUGAUUGUUUCUUUUCGUCUGGUUUCUUUCCACUUUGGUUAUCCAUUUAUAUAGCGCUUCACCCAUACACCGGUUUUACUGCAUUUUUGAAAGAUAAGAUUGGGGUGUUAUAGCAGCUGAAAUUAGUGGGAUUCUUUAUAUAAUUGUGUCAUACUUUAUUCAUAUAUCAGCGCUGGUACUUUACCUGUUUUCUAGAGUGUAUUUGUAUGUAGUGAUGAAGCUUGAAUGCAGAGGUGUAUUUGUGUGUAGAGUUAGCGUGUGAAUGUUGAGAUGUAUGUACAUAUACACACACACAAACAAACGUAGAUCUACACACACUGAAACACAUGCAGACACACAUAUAUACAUACACACUAACACAUAAAUACACCACCUGACACAUAUAUACAUAACCUGACACAUAGAUACACAGACACACAUACAAAUAACAUACAGAUACACAUACUGACAACAUACAGAUACACCGAAACACACAAAGACAACAUACAGAUACACACUGGCAAAGAUACAGACACACCGAUACACAUUCUGACAUACACAAAUAUACAAACACUGACACACAUGCAGUUACACAGACACACAUAUACACACCUGGCACACUUGCAGAUACACAGAUACACAUACAGACUUCAUAUAGAUACACACACAUAUAUACACACACUGAUACACACACAGAUACACACAAUGACAACAUAUAGAUACACACAUAGAGACAGACAAACUGACACACAAACAUACACUGAUAGACAUACUUACACAGACACAAACUGACAGACAUACUGACACAUAGACAGAUAUAUACUGAAAGACACACAGACAUACUGACACACUGACAGACAUGCUGACACCCACUCACCCACGUACUGACAAAAAGAGCCAUACUGAUACAGACACGCACACACUGACGUACAUGUGGACACACACAGACACAUAAACUAACAGAUAUGCGGACACACACACAUAUACUGACAGACAUAUUGACACACACACAGGCAUACUGACACGAUGACACAUACACUGAUAGACAUAUUGACACACAUACACUAAGACAUACUGACAGGCAUACUGACACACACACACUGACAGGCAUACUGACAGACAUACUGACACACACACACACUAGCAGACAUAAUGACACAUACAAUGACAGACAUAAUGACAUACAGACAUAUACUGAGACAUUCACAAAUACACACACACACACACACACACAACAUUUACACCAUUAAACCCACCCUCCAGUUUCCCACCUUGGAGAGUGGCUUUCCCACUGGUGGCUGAAGCUGUUGGGAGUUGGGGUCUGGCUAGCAUGGCCCAGACCCCCUCUGCUCUGUCUCUUCCUCUUCCCGCGCGCUACUCUGUUUAUGGGAGAAAGUGACUUGCGGCCAUCACUUCCUCCCAGCAGACUGACGAAAAGCAAGAGGGCCCGGUCACGCUCUUAAAGCGCCAUAGCACAAGACCGGGCCCCUGCUGACAGAAACCCACUGGGUGGCCCUUAGUGCAAGGGACACCCGGUGGGCCUCCUUAGUGUGUGGCUGCACCGGUGGGUGAGAGAAAUGCUUGAGGCCAGCGGGGCCCACGGUGCAGCUGCUUCAGGCCUCCCAGGAGUAACUAGGCCCGGGGCAGCUGCCCCGUUUGCCCCGCGGUAAAGACAGCCCUGCAUGUGACGACAAUGCACCUGUCAUGAUUAAAGAGACACCAAUAAUCUAAGUACUUUUAGUGCAUAGAUCAUGUUCCUUUUCUUUGGCAAUGGAUAUUUUCAAGAUCUUCACAUUGUGUGUGAUCAUGCAGAGCAUGAUGAUACCAAGUGUGUGCAGGACUUCUCACAGAGUAAUGUCCAGUACAUCUCUGCUAUGAGAAGCAUGUGUUUGGCAGAAAGCUCUCUAUAUAGCCUGUGCUAAGUUUCAUUAGUUUUUUUUUUUAUUUACUUUUCUAUUUUAAAAAGAAAUAUAUUAAAAAUGUAAUAUGCAACACUCUAAUGUUUAAAAUAGGUACGAAUUGCAAGCGUAUAUUUGCAUUGGGUGUUACAUUGUGGGUGAAUGUAAGGAUAUACUUUUGUGGAGUGCUAGUGUGUGCCUGUGAAUGAGGGGUGUUUUUGUAUGGCGUAUUAGUGUGUGAAUACACUAGUGUGUUUUUUGCAGAGUGCCAGUAUGUGCAUGCAGGAGUAUAUCUGUGUGAAGGGUUAGUGUGCAUGUAUGCAGGUGUGUGUUUGUGCAUUGGGCUUCUAUCACUAUAGGCUCCUUGCACUUCUCUCCAUCCCCAUCUAAUUAUGUAUCUUUACAGACAUGAUCUCUUCCCCUCUCCCCACUUGCAGCCCUCUCCCCAUAUCCCUUUCUUCCAUCACUUGUCUCCUCCUUUUUGGUUCAUAUAGUCCUCAUUCCACUUUCCCUGUUUCUCUCUUCUUAUAGAUACCUUAUUCAUCUUUCUCUCCCCUCCUUCCUACCUUUGCUCUGAUGGCAUAGUACAGAUUUAUAUAUGCAAAACUGUAAAAAUAUAUAUAUUUUGACUUUCUUCACAUUUUACCAUACCCAGUUCAGUGCAAAAAUGUAUGGAAAAGAUCAAAGCCUAAACUAAAGCAAAACCUACAGUUUUCAUAGGAAGCAAACUGCUUUUUAAUAUAAUUUCUUACAUGGUUCCACCAUUGCAGUUGUCGGCUGUCUGUCUUAACAAGGAAUGGGUUAAUUUGCUGCAACAUUUGUAUCCAUAUUGAUUACAGAUUAUUUUUAUUCUAAAUGCGAUGAUACUCUCCACAUUACUUUUUAUGUUAAAAAUCAAAGUAUUUCCAUCAAAUUGGAAAUGAUAGAUUCAAUAUUUCAUUUUUGUUUUUUAAAAGAGGAAAGACACGAGAAGAAGAGGUAAAUUUUCUGCGCGAGAAAACAAAAUUGCUUCUGAAUCAUUUGUUGCCGAAUUCAAUGAAAGAUUCAGUUCAUUUACUGGCCAUGUUUACUGAGAUCAUUGCCAUAAGUGGUAAGUUAUUAUAUAAUUAUAAUCCUAUAUAUGUUUUAGUAGUAAAAUUGUGUAAUAAUACUGUGUUGACAUGUGUCCAUCCAAAUCAGCAGUGUUAUUCACUAAAGUUGUUAUUGCUGGGGGUGCAAAAUUAAUUAAAGGGACAAAAUAAUCACCAAAACAAGUUUAGCUUAAUGAAGCAGUUUUGGUGUACAAAUCAUUCCCAUGCAGUCUAUAUGCUCAAUUCUCUGCCAUUUAAGAGUUAAAUCAUGUUGUUUAUUAAAUCCUAGGCCCACCUCGCUGCAUGUGACUUUCCAUAACACUUCCUUGUGUGUGUCUUAUGGUCCCCUCAACUCCUUUGCGUGACUCUUACUUCCCUCCAUCCCCUUUGUAUCUCUUUCUCUCCAAGCCCCUUUGUGUCUUUUACUCCCACAGCCCCUCUGUGUGUCUCUUUCUCUUCUUCCCCCCAACCCCUCUGUUUAUCUCCUCACCCCAGCCCCUCUGUUUAUCUCUUUCUCCCAUUCAGCCCAUCUGUGUGUGUCUCUUCACCCCAAGGCCCAUUGUGUGUCUCUUUCUCCACCCCAACCCCCUCUGUGUGUCUCUUUAUCCACCGCCAGAGACUCUGGGUCUCUCUCUCCACUGCCAGCCCCUCUGUGUGUCUCUUUCUCCACUGCCACUCUCUCUGUGUGUCUCUUCUGUCCAGCCCCUCUGUAAAGAGUCAUCUAAUGUUUAUACUUCCUUUAUUGCAAAUUCUCAUUAAUUUAGAAUUUAUUAUCUCCUGCUCUGUUAAUAGCUUGCUAGACUCAAUAGGAGAGAGUCCUUUAUGUAAUUAAAGUUCAUUUUAUAGAGCAGGUGAUAAGAAGUUUUAAAGUAAGUUACAUUUGAUUGAAAGUUAAACCAUUUUGUUUUCAUGCAGACUGUGUCAGUCACAGCCAGGGGAGCUGUGGUUAGGGCUACAUAAACAGGAACAAAAGUGAUUUAACUCCUAAAUGGCAGCGAAUUGAGCUGUGAAACUUCAGAGGCAUGAUCUCUACACCAAAACUGCUUCAUUAAGCUAAAGUUUUUUUGUGACUAUAAUGCCCCUUUAAUCUCAAAUUGUAGGCUAAAAUAACCAAACUGAAAACAUAGCUUAGUUCAGUUUGGCUAUUUUAGACAAAAAUCUAAAAUUCAGUUGGAUUUCACAAGAUUUCACAUUAUAGUGAAUUACCCUACAUAUAUGUACUAAUUCAGGAGUGUUAAUAUGCAUAUAUUCAGACUUUAAUGGUACAUUCACAGCCUAGCUAACCUGUGGCAAAAUUCAUGACAAGUAAGAGCACCUUAGUAUGGAUUAACUUGCAGAAUUUGCUUAACAGAUUAUUGGGAACUUGUUAUGCCAGGUACAACUUUAUUUAUAAUAGCUACUAAGGCUAUAAUUGCAUAAUCUAUGAUAAGGAUAAAUGAUAUGAUUAAAGGGAAACGUUUAAAAAAAAUAGUUGGGGGGUAGACACACAGAGGGGCUGGGGGAGAAAGAGACACACAGAUGAGCUGGGGUUGGACAAAGAGUCACACAGAGGGCAUGGAUGUGGAGAAAAUGACACACAGAAGGACUGUAGAGGAGAAAAGUAAAACAGAGGGGGCUGGGGAGAAGAGACAUACAGAGGGGUGGAGGGAAAAAGAAACACACAGAGAAGCUGGUGGUGGAGAAAGAGACACACAGAGGGGCUAAGGGUGGAGAAAGAGUCUCACAGAGGGACUAGGGGUGGAGAAAGAGACACACAGAGGAACUUGGGGUCAAGAGACACACACAGAGGGGCUGGAUGAGAGAAAGAGAUAAACAAAGGGGCUGGGGGUGGGGAGAUAAACAGAAGUGCUGGGGGGAGAUAAACAGAGGGCCUGGGGAAGGAGAGAAAGAGAUACACAGAGGGGCUGAGGGAGUAAGAGACACAUAAAGGGGCGGGAGGGAGUAAAAGGCACACAAAGGGGAUGAAGGGAAGUAAGAGUCACACAAAUGGGUUGCAGGGACCAUAAGACACACACAAGGAGGGUGUAAGACACACAAAGGGGAAAAUGGUUGCUAACAUACACUGAAGGAGGUGUAAGACACAAAUUGGGGAUAUAAUACACUAAAGGGGUUAAAGGGAAACUCCAGUGCCAGGAAAACAAUCCACCCCCAAUCCCCGGUUGCUGAAGGGGUGAAAACCCCUUCAGUAACUUACAUGAGGCAGCGACGAUGUCCCACGUCACUGCUUCUCCCUCUGCGCUGCUCCUCCUUCUGACUGCGUCGGCCGGUGGGCGACACUGAUCCCACCCACCAGCUGGGGAGACCUAAUGCAUGAGCAUUAGCGCUCCCCAUAGGAAAGCAUUGAAAAUGCAUUUCAAUGCUUUCCUAUGGGGAAAUGAGCGACGCUGGAGGUCCCCACACAGCGUGAGGACGUCCAGCGACGCUCUAGCACAGGUUUCCUGUGCUAGGAACCAGGAAGUGCCCUCUAGUGGCUGUCUAGUAGACAGCCACUAGAGGUGGAGUUAACCCUGCUAGGUAAUUAUUGCAGUUUAUAAAAAACUGCAAUAAUUACACUUGCAGGGUUAAGAGUAGUGGGAGUUGGCACCCAGACCACUCCAAUGGGCAGAAGUGGUCUGGGUGCCUGGAGUGUCCCUUUAAGACAUUGCAGAGAGGUGAUAUUAAACACAAAAGAAAUUUAAAGAUGGGGUUAAUUGUCACCAAAGCUUACAGUUUCAGAGCUACAUGGCUCUAAAAGAAGACUUUGGGGUUAAUAACUUUGGGGACCUCCUGACACCAUAACAACAUAAUUCUGAUUAAGUUGUUGAAAUGCCUGGAAGUCCCCUUUAAUUCUGCAUCUUGGGUUUUUACCCCAAUUUUAGAAUCUACAAGCAAAUUCUGACAGGGUUAUUACCUAAAGUGUGAAUUAUCAAGAAUCCAUAGUGAAUUUUACAUUUUAGGCCAAAAUAGCUCAAUAGCUUUGGCAGUUCUUCCAAUUUGACAAUAUUGGUCUAAAAUUUUAUUUCAAUUACAAAUUCUAACAAUUCACUCUUUAGGGAAUAUCUCUAUUAGAGUUUAUAUCUUAUGCUAUUCAGAGGUGAUGGUAAUAAAUCCUCCCAUUUACUAAGUUUAUAAUUAUAAUAUCUGUUUUGGAAUCCUUGCUUGAAUACCGGUGUCUUAAAUCCUUAAAGAAACACUCCAAGCACCAUAACUACUAUAACCCGCUAAAGUGUGUACGGCACCAGGGGUGCUCUGACACCCUUCCAGAGUAAUUAGUUAAACUUUUUGCACAUGGUUUGACAAGUUACCUGGGGUUUUCUAGGCUCCAGUCACCUCUACUCCAGUCACCGCUACUGAAAGCUCCCUGCAUUGAGCUAAAUCCAGCAGAGCAGGGAUUAGGCAAUUGGCUAAAAGAGAUUAACAGACACUCAGCCAAUGAGCUGGUUAAACUAUUGGAAGUUUCUAGCAGGAUUUUCCAUGUCCAGAAUAAGCUGUGAUGGAGCCUGCAGACCUUAGGUAAGUUGUCAAACUGUUUACAAAAGAUUUGAUCACUUUUCCUGGAGGGUGCCAGGGUACUUCUGUCACCAUAACCACUUCAGUGGAAUAUGGUUAGCCUACAUUUUGCCAUUUGCAUUUUAAUUCAGUAAACCUUUGGUGCUUAUUAAUUCCUUUUAUAAGUAUAAAAAUGAUUUUAAAAAAGCUUAAUCAAUGUGCAUGAUUUUAAUUAGUACCAUACAGGGUCACAUAAAAUCUCUUUUUCGAUCCAGUUUUAGAAACCACCAUAAACUAUUUGGCAGACCCUGCAUUUAUCAAUCUAUCAAUAGUCAACUGCUGUAGCAAUACGACAAAUGGGAUACAAGUACGAUCUGACCAGGCCGCGGGGAAGUCUGAAAAUGAUAGCCCAUUAAGUUCUUCUGACCAUAGCUUGGAGAUUGACUCUGGGGAACACAGUCCACAAACUGUGGGUAUCAGAAACAGGUGUGUUUGUGUUGACAGUAAAGUUUAGCCUGCUAAGUUUGUGUGUACGGAAGCUCAGAGAGGCCAUGUAUUUGUAUUUAUUUUUUCUGACUUAUCUCAAGAAAACAAGUUGUUCUCUUGAAAUAACAAGUUGUUUUCUCGAGAUAACAAAUCGGAAAAAAGUUAAAAUACAUGGCCUCUCUUGGCUUCUGUAUGCAUGUACCCAUUAAGUAUUUAUUUAUUAAAAUGCAUUAAAUAUCCUUUAACAGCAUACAAUGCAAAUGUUUGUUAGCUUCUUUUUGAUUAUUGUCAUUUCCAGGUUGUGGAUCUUUGUUAAAAUUAACUCUGUUGGGAUGUCCUCUAUAAGAGAAGGAUAACUGAACAGACCUGUGUUGUUUAAUCACUAUGUCGAUUGUGUAUCCAAUUAUUUUGAGAAACACUAUAUUUUGGAAAGGUGUACAUAUGUAAGGUUUGUUGUAAGUCAAGAUUUGCUCUUAUUUAAUGAGUUUUUUUUUUUGACAUUCUUUAUUUAAGUUUUUCAAUAUUCAAUCACAGCAUGUAUAUCCAAUAUAAAUUAACAUGUGGUAACAGAUAAACUGGUCAGUUAUGUGUAUUACAGCAUCAAGAUAGUUUCAACUACUGGAUAAUAAAUUGUGUUUGAGUAUUUGGCUUCAGUAUAACAGUGAGCGUUCUUUUGUGUUGUGUUCUGUCGUUAGCCCUGUAUGGGGUUAAUCCCCUCUGUGGUUGGGUGCGAAUGGAGUUUGUGGUUGCUCCUCAAGAUUCGUGCGAGUUUUCGGGUGGGUUGUUUCAACCGCUCUGUGUAGUGCUCGUGGGUCAGAGGGGGAGUUGUGCAACCCUGCAUUGGUAUCUGAGCUUCCUCAUUUGUAGGUAAGACCCUAAUAGAGAGGUUGGCUCAGUGCAAGGUUUCCCCUCACUUACUUAUUGGGUCUAAUGUGACCUAUGGUACUUAAGAGUUGUGGUAGUCUCCGUCUAUGUGUGGUGUAGUUCAUCUUUGUCCCCAGCCUCGUACAUGGUGAUUUGUUCGAGUUUCUAGUGCCAGGUUGAUGGAUAUAGAGCUUUGUCCCAAUCCGUGUUAUGUCUGUCUACGUGUGUCCUUCUUUGGGGGGGUACCGUCUGGGGCUUUGUAUGGGGGUUCCAGUCUGGUUCGUGUUUGAUUUGUGUGUUGGUUUAGGUCGUAAUGAGCCUGGUGUGGAUGGGCUCAGUCUUAAAUCAUGAGGGGGCCAAUUAUUUUGCCCCUAUGACCGUGUAGUUACCCCCUAGUCUCCCUGAGUCGAUCUGUUUUAGGUUUUCCCUGGGGGUAGUUGACCUGGGUUGUCCGUGGGCGCAGCUAAUAUAUGUAGGGUUGUCCUGUGAUGUCUUGUUCUGUCGUUGUGCGGUGUGUGGGGUCUGUGUCAGAUGCCGUGUCGUCACCUCAGGUCCCUGGUUUGAGUCGUUCGUGUGGUGGGUGUGAUCAUAUCAUCCCUGGGGCAUGUAGCACGGUCCCCGUGACUCUUCUGGAUACCUAAGUCUAGGUUGUUAUCUCUUAUCUUGGGUCUCGCUGGGUUCGGUGUGUGUGGGGUUAUGUAAGCCACCUGCGGCAGCCCCAGUUGUUAGUUGGCGUGGUCAGAGCCGGGUGCUACUGGCUCCGGUCGUGGCUUCUUGUGUCUGGGGUGGGGGUGAGUCCAUGUUCCUUGCGUCCCGGUCUCUCUCUUCCCUCCGUCCCCUAGUGUAUUGGUCCAUAUGUCGCUCUAGCGGGUCACACCUCCCCUCCCGUGGCCCAUGGUCCUCCGUCUCAGUCUCUGCUUACUCAUAGAUUCCACUUUAUGCGGAGCCUUAAGUCGGUCCGCAUGCCCCCGGGGGUUGUGUCCCUCCGGGUCUUUUGUGUGUCUAUGUGUCAUGUGGUAGGAGGGGUGGGGGGGGGGUGUCGCGUAGGAAAUGUGUCUCCGUCAUGCUGAGGGUGCAAUCUACUCGUCUGGCACUGCCUGUGUCUGUGCAGAGCUCUGUUGGGUGGGUUGUGUUGGUGCGGGGGCGCCGUCCCUCUCCACCGGGUCUCCUCCUCCCGUCCGUUUUGAUGUGUAGUCCAUCCAUGGGUACCACGCCAAAGCGCAUUUUUCCUGGCGUCCCUGCAGGGAGGCUGUCAUCAUCUCCAUGUUAUAUAUCAUCUCCACCCUAUCUACCCAUUGUUGCAGGGUUGGAAUCGUCGAGCUUUUCCAAUGGAGUGGGAUGAGCGACUUCGCUGCCGUGAGUAGGUGUAUGAGUCCUUUCUUGUAGAUCUUCACCGGCGUGCGCGUGUGGUUGAGAAGCAGUGGCAUGGGUUGGAAUGGGACGUCUGAGCCCGUGAUGUCUUUGGUCGUCUGAUGUAUCAUCCUCCAGAAUGGUUCGAUACGUGGGCAUGUCCACCAGAUGUGAAUGCUGGUUCCUAUUCCUGUGCCGCAUCUCCAGCAUUCGUUUGAAAUUGACUCAUGCACGUGCUGCAGGAUAUCUGGCGUCCGGUACCAUCCUGUUAGAAUUUUGUAGUUGCAUUCUUGGAACUUGGAGCUGAUGGUCCCUCUGUGUGUUAGUUGAAAGAUUUUAAGCCAUUCCUUUUCCGUAAGUUCCAUCCCGGUCUCUCUUUCCCAUCGCGAUGUGAAGCCUAGGGGGCUCUUAUCACCGUCGCUUAGCAGCGCGGUAUAGAGGUGUGAGACUCCAUGUGAGAGGUGUUGUCUGGCCGUGCAUAGAUGUUCCAUCAUCAGCAAUGGGCGGUGUAGGUGGCCUUUACCCGUAAUGUCGUCGAGGUAUGUUUUCACUUGGUGAUAUCGGAAUGUGUCUAGGCCACUGGGCCUACGGUCCUGCAUCAGCGUUGCCAGGGGUUUGAGCGUCGUCCCGGAGUUCCAUUGGCUAGCGUAUACCCAGUCCGUUGCUCCGAGGUUUUUCAGGUCUGCCGUGCUUAGCCCUCCCGCUAACCUCGGAUUGUGUGUUAUUGGUGUGAGUGGGUUGGGCGAUGACGUGAGGUUUUUGGAGUAACGUAUCCUACACCACACCCUCAGCGUGGCGUCGAUCAUUGGGUUCCCGGUAAGUAGUUCCUUGGGUAGUGCGUCUCCCAGCCAUAGCAUAGCGGGGAUUCGUCCCUGGGCUUGGUGUUUCUCCAGGUCUACCCAUUGCUUAGUACUGGGGCUUGCAUGCCAAUCAACCAGUCUGUGCAGAUGGGUAGCGUGGUAAUACGUGAGGAUGGAGGGCAAUCCCAUACCUCCUUCUCCUCUAGGGCGUUCAAGAAUCGCUCUUCGGAUACGCGCUGGUUUUUGGUUCCAGAUGAAGUUCCUGACUGCGGUCGUCAGGGUCUGAAAAAAUGCCCUCGGGAGGUACGUUGGUAGAGUUUGGAACAGGUAUAAUAAUCUGGGCAUAAUGUUCAUCUUCACGGCACUGAUGCGCCCAAACCAUGAGAUGUACAGAGGUGUCCAGCGUUUCAUGUCUUGCUGUAGAGUGGUGAGCAGGGGCGCAAAGUUCAGUCGGUAGAUAAGUGUCAAGUCUCUCGGGAGCCACACCCCAAGGUAGUGUAGCUUGGCUGUGGAGAUCUUGAAGGGGAAUUGUGCUUGGAUGUGUCGUUGGAGGGUGUUGUCCUGUGCGAGCAGCAAUAUCUCUGACUUAUCUAGAUUAAGCGUCAAGCCGGAUACCUCCUUGUAUUGUCGAAACGCCUCCAGGAGAUGUGGGAGGGAGGUUCUGGGUUGCUCCAGGAAGAAGAGCAUGUCGUCAGCGUAAGCCGCUACCCGGUGUUCUCUUCCUCCUAUGCUGCACCCCGUGAUACCCCUGUCCUGUCUGACCGCCUCCAAGAAGGGCUCCAGGGUGAGGGCAAACAGGAGUGGGGACAGGGGGCAGCCCUGUCUCGUGCCGUUAUGUAUAUCAAACGAGUCAGUCAGUGCUCCGUUUAUUCUUAUGCGGGCUGUGGGCGAGGUGUAUAGAGCCGUUAUCCAUGUCCUCAGGUGUGGACCGUAUCCCAAAUGUCGUAGGGUUUCCGACAUAUAGACCCAGUCCACCCUGUCAAACGCUUUUUCAGCGUCAGUGGAUAGUAGGACCAUUUCCUUUUUGCCCGUUUUAGCGGUAUGGAUGGUGUUGAGGGCUCGAAUAGUGUUAUCUCUGGCUUCUCUUCCGGGGAUAAACCCCACUUGGUCCGGGUGCACCAGAUCCAGGAGCGUCCGGGCCAUCCUGAGUGCCAGUGCCUUAGCGAAGAGUUUGAUGUCCGCGUUUAUCAGAGAGAUGGGCCUGUAGCUGGCGCAGAUUGUUGGGUCUUUACCCUCUUUGGGUAUUAUUGCCACGGUUGCUCCCAGGGUGUCUCUGUGGAAUUGGCCUCCAUCUCUGAUUGAGUUGAUGCCUGUCAGAAGUUUGGGCAGCAGGGUGUCUUUGAAGGAGCGUAGGUACGAGACUGGUAGACCGUCUGGGCCCGGGGCCCUGUGCGCUUUAGUUGAUUUCAAUGCGCCAGAUAGUUCCUCAAUCGUCAAGGGCAUUUCGAGUUCCGCCUCCUGGUCCGGGGUAAGCUGACGGGUGAUGUGGUUCUGAAGGUAUGUGGUUAUCCGUUCUCGAUGGCUACCUAUGGCUCUGUCGUGGUGGAGUCGUGGUUGGUUAUAUAACGCCGCGUAGUAUUCCCGGAACGCUGACAGUAUGCCGUCCGGGAAGCAGGUUGUGUCUCCACUGCUCGUGCGUAUCUUGUGAACGUGUUGCGCUUUCCUUCUGUCUUGUAGCAUCCUAGCGAGCAACCUACCACUUUUGUUCGAGUGUUCAUAAUAAUACCUGGAGGCCUUCCUCGCGGUGUGUAAGAGUCCUUGUGAUAGUAUGGCUUUCAGCUCCCUUCGUGCUUCCGUCAGGCGGAGGUAUGUGCUGUCUGCGAGGUCCGUCUUGUGUUCCCCUUCUAGGUCAGCUACCCGGUCUAGUAGUGUUGUGAUACGUCGUGUUCGUUCCUUCUUGCGUUUGGUGCCUAUGGCGAUGAAAUGUCCCCGUAUGACGCAUUUGUGAGCUUCCCAUAUCGUUAACGGUGGCGUCUCCGUAUCUUCGUUGGAAGUAAAGUAUUCAGUUAAGGUUUGGGCAGUCACCCUCUUACACUCUGCAUCGUCCAGUAGGGAUUCGUUCAGUUUCCAGUGUCUUUCGCGGGGUUUAUAUAGUGGGGAGCUUGUGCGGAUCGUCAGUGGUGCAUGAUCUGUGUGGUCCAUUAUGCCUAUUCGUGCGUCGUGGAGGAGGUUGAGGUAUUCCUGGGCCAGGAAUAUAUAGUCUAUGCGACUGUAAUUUUUAUGGACUGUCGAAUAAUGGGUGUAGUCUCUACCUUCAGGGUUACAUGCCCUCCAACAAUCCACCAGGCCGUGUUUAUGUAUAGAUCGUAGUGCUGCCCGUAUGCAGUGCGCCGGGAUCGCGGUUUGUCCUCUGGAGGUGUCCGUGCGGGGGUCCAGUGGUAAGUUGAGGUCACCUGCCAUGACCAAGAGGCCGUCUCUGAAUUUCUCCAAUUUGGCUAGCGUCCGAGCCAGGAAUGUAUGCUGUUUUCUAUUCGGUCCGUAGAGGCAUGCGAAGGUAUACAUGUGUUCCAUGAUUGUACCCUUAAUGAAAAGGAAUCUGCCGUUCGGGUCCGCCUGCGUUGCUAUAUGUUGGAACGGCGUCGUUUGUGCAAAGAGUAUUGCCACACCAGCCCUCUUAGCAUCCGGGUGAUUCGCGUAGAAUCCCUGCGGGUAGCAUCUGUUCUCUAGUUUGGGGGCGUCCAGUCCUCGGAAAUGAGUCUCCUGCAGGAACGCCACGGAGGCUCUCACGGCCCAUAGGCGCCUUACCAGGUGCGUGCGCUUUUCAGGUGUGUUAAGCCCCUGAACAUUAUUGGACCAGUAUGUCAGUUGGGCCGGGACAAAUCCUCGCGAGGCGUCCAUCCCGGCGGCAGGGCGGCGUCCCCGCAGCGUUGUCUGUAUGAUGUAAAGAUGAGGUGGUGAGUGUGGGGGGGGGUCUGUCUGUCUGUGGUGGUGAUGUGAACGGUCUGGCGUGUCUUCUAGGUGUGCGGGUGUGACUCUGACCCUGUACCGGGUGUAUUCGUUCUCGAGCCUGGUGGGUAACCUCAGCGACGAGAACACCGGUGUAAUGUACAGUGUGGGUCUGUCUCAGUGGGGGUUCCGUAUGGUCACUUACAGUGAAGUCGGUCUCGGAUCUGAGUGAGGUUGGUUCUCUCCCCUCUCCAUCGGCACCCAACCUGUAAGGGUGUGUGCAAUCGCCAUGUUUGCCUACUCUAGCCUAGGGGUCCGCAGUAGUCGCCCGGGACUUAGAGUGUCGGUCGGGCUGUGGCGUCCUGUACCGCAGUCCCGAGGUCUGGGAGCGGAUAAGCCUACCGGUCCUGUCGGCAUUAUGGUCAGUGGUACCCGUGGGUCCCCCCGUCACGGUCGGCUCUCCUGGCGUCCCGGUCCUAGUGGCCGGGUGCUGUCAGGGGAUUCGACUGGUUUUGUCUGCCGGGCACCCCGGGGCCCUCCGUGUCUGACCUCCCCCGCCGGGCAACUUACAGUUCGUUGGCUACAAGUCGGCGUGUCUAGGGUGUUAGGGCGCUGUUUGGGGGUAGUCAGUCCUACAUGUGUUGGGCUGCAUUGAAAGGCCACCCUAUGGGCGUGGCUCGCCAGCUCCCUCGUUUGCGUCCCUUCAGAGGGGCUGGUUUGGGACGUGGUCUCUCCCUGCGCCCAGAAUUUCCGUCAUGGUAGCUAUCUGCGUGCCUGGGCUUUCGUAGUGGGGCGUACCAACAUGGCGUCUUGCUUGUCUCAGUGAGGCAGAUUGUGUGUGGUUGUCCCCUCAUGUGAGUGGCUGUGAUGUGUGUUGGGUGAUAUAAACGGAACCGUGAACAAUUAAACAACAUGAACAAGAAGUGCCCAGCCUUGUCCCAGCCCCCCUCCCAGCUCUAGCCCUGUGUGCCUGCAUAUCCCGUUGCCCUCGCCCUCCCGCAUCCAUCCCUCAGCUCUGUUCCGUGAGCAGCGGUGUGCUAGAGCAGCCUGUUCAGUUCAGCAGUCUUGACCCAGGGUGUGACCCGGGUGAUGGUGUCAGUGUCCAGACCCUUUGUACCCUGCCCAUCAUCCCCUCCCCACCUACGGGAUAUGUCCCCCUUUUUGCCCCGGGUGUGUGGGUUCGCUGAUGAGGCCCUAGCUCCCGGCCGCUCCCCAAAAGUGGCUUCAGUUCCCACCCCACCUGUCUGCGGCCUUCCUCCCUGUUUACUAGCUAAUGUAAGCUGGCAGCGGACUUAAAAGUACAUACCCCUGCCGUGGUGUCAUCGGAUCUGCAUGGCGUCCAUAAUCAAAGCUGGGGUAAGCUCAGGAGGCAAUGCCCUGACCUGGCAUGGGAUGACCCAGGGGGGGCCACUGGUCCGUGCGGCGUGGGGGCCUCUAUUCCUCGGGGCCUAUUGGGCCGCCUCUGCGUCUUGGUGGUCCAGGCUCCGGGUGGAUGUUGUGUGCCACUUCAGAUGGGCCUGUGGCUCGCGCCGGGGGUUCCUCCAGGAUCCAGUUUGGCACUGAGAUAGGAGGUAAGUUGGCGGUUCUUAAGAACCGUGGCACGUCGUUCGGCCAGCGGAUGAUGUGCCAUACGUUUCCCAUCCGGGCCUGCAAGCUAAAUGGAAAUCCCCAUUUGUAUGGAAUUCGUCGCUCCUGAAGUGCUCGGGUGAGAGGCCGCAGGGCCCUGCGGGCAUCUAAGGUGAUGGUAGAUAAGUCCUGGUAAAGGGAUAUUUGUGCUUCCAUGUAAGUGAUGUGCUGCUGUGCGCGUGCUGCCCGCAUUAUAGAUUCUUUUAGCGGGAAUGACAGGAGGGCGCAAAUCAUGUCUCUUGGCUGCCCGUCUCUUCUGGGGGCGCGGAGUGCCCUGUGGGCCCUUUCGAUGCCGAAGUCGCCAGGAGCUGCAUCUCCUAGUAGUUGCGCAAAUAGGCCAUUCAGGAUCUCCUGCGGUACCUCGUCCUCGGAUUCAGGCAGGCCUCUGACCCUGAUGUUAUUACGUCGGCCACGGUUAUCGAGAUCCUCAACCUGCCGGCGGAGGUCCAGGAGGAUGUUGCCCUGCCUCGUGGUUGCCAGUUCCGCUGCCUGUCUGUGCUGCUGGGAUUGUAUGCGCUCCUCUUCCAACCUGUCUACUCGCUGCUCCAGCGCCGUGAGGUCGGUGCGCACAGCCGCUAUUUCCUCCCUUAUUAUGGCCCUCAACUCAGCCACCAUUUCACCUUUAUCCUUCCGGGUCAUCAUGCUCGCGGAGAUCGCGGCGAGGUCCGCGGAUAUUUGGGACAGGGUGCCAGGAGUGCUGGAUUCCCGCGCCGAGCCCGGGGAAUCGAGGGCCGGUGUUCCGGUCUCGCCAGUGUCGCGGAGGCCAUGCGGCGUGGCCAGGAACUCGUCCAUCGGGCCGGCUGGCGGUCGGGAAGGGGCCGGAGUGACCUGGGCUGCGGUAGGUAGCCGUCGAUUUUUCCCCCCCAUGGAGGUGCGCUUUCUGCGGCGUUGCUGUGCUGGUUAAUCGGGGCAAAUCAGGUUGGGGCCUAGGAGCUCGGAAUGAGUGCGUCCUACUCCAUUGACUGUUAGGCCACGCCCCCUUUUAAUGAGUUUUUGUGUGUAGUGUUCAGUUUUUGUGUGCGUGUGUAUGUGAGAGUGUGUGUCUGACAAUCAGUGGUCGGUCCAGGUUUGAGAAAAUCUACAUUGCUAAUGCAGAAUAUGUUAAUUCAGCAUUUCAAUCUGACCAAAAUGCGAGCAGUCCCUUGACACCGCACAGUUUGAUAUUAAAGGGACACUAUAGGCAUCAAAACAACUUUAGCUUAAUCAAGCAGUUUUGGUAGAUCAUGAUAAUAAAUCACAUUUUUUUUAUGCAGCCCUGGUCACAUCUAGUGCAAGUAAUGUGCACUUAUUUUAAAGUGAGAUCAAAUGUUUACACUGUUGUUUAAUUUAGAAUUUCUUAUCUCCUACACUGUAAAGAGCUUGUUAGACCUUUCCAGAGCCUGUUGUAUGUGAUUAAAGUUCAAUCUACAAGCAGGAGAUAAAAACUUCUAAAGCGAGUUAACAUUUGAUUGAAAAUGAAACCUUCUUUUCAUGCAGGGGAAGUGUGGCUAGGGCUGCAUGGACAGAAACAAAAGGAUUUAACUCCUAAAUGGCAUAGAAUUGAGCAGUGAGACUUCAGAGACAUGAUCUCUACACAAAAACUGCGUCAUUAAGCUAAAGUUUUUUUGGUGACAUGUUUGUGAACAAUUCAUACGUGACUGUUGUUGAUUUCUAAUUGUAUAUUUUAUGCAAUUCCCUUACAGAAAAAAAAAGAUUGAAAAAGGUAAAGUACAUAACCUCAACAUUACAACUAAUAGUACAUUGGUUUUUACAUUAGUACACUUGGUUUCACUUUAGCCAACAACCAAUCUCAUCUGUGAUGUAGUUACACAAUACAUGGCAUUACUAGAGUUCAGUGACGCAAAACACAACAUUUACUGGAAAAGGAAACAAGGGAGAGGAACAAAACCUGUUUUAAAGUGCACUGACUCGCUAAAUGACCAUUAGAACAGUGCAUUGCAAGCCGUCCCAAUAGAUAUGUUGAUAAAACAUGACUGAUCUGAGAGCAAGAAUUUCUACCUUCUGUGUUAAUAGGUUAAAGGUGCACAUCACACUUAUAGAGUUAUACACCAAAUGGGAGGUCUUUGUAUUUUCAAUGGCCUUCAGACAUACUGGGAAUCCAACAGGUGCAGCUGCAACUGUCUCACACAUUAAAUGAUAUCUGCUGAUUCAACGUGGAAAAAUAAAUAAUAUAAUAUAGAUAGGUCUUAGCACAGGUUGUUAGGAAAUAACUUUGCUGAUGUUUAGUUAAUUUAAAGAUACGCUCUAAGCACCAAAACAACUUUUUCUUAAUGAAGCAGUUUUGAUAUAUAGAUCACGCCCAUGCAGUUUUACUGCUCCGUUUUAUGACAUUUAGGAGUUAAAACACUUUUGUUUCUGUUUAUGCAGCCCUAGUCACAUCUCCCCUGGCUGUGACUCAGACAGCAUGCAUGAAAACAACAUGGUUUCAUUUUCAAUCAGAUCUCAACACAGCUGUGUUUACUUUAGAUAUUCUCGUCUUUUGAUCUGUGUUGUUUUUUUUAAUUUGGGUUUCUUUGCUGUAUAACGCAAGUGUCCUUCUUAUCUUUUAAUUCUAACCAAUCCUUAGUCUUGCUGUGAACUAAUAUUAAAUUCCAACUCAAGAACAUAGCGCGCAUCCACCCAUAUCUAACGCCGGACGCGGCUAAGGUACUGGUUCAUGCUGUUGUUCUCUCUCGCCUUGACUAUUGCAAUCCCCUUCUCACCGGUCUUACAUGUUCCCAGCUUGCACCGCUGCAAUCUAUAAUGAAUACGGCUGCGAGGCUUAUUUUCCUGUCUGGUCGCACCUCCCACGCCUCCAUGCUCUGUCAGUCCCUGCAUUGGCUUCCAGUUAGAUAUAGGGCCCAAUUCAAAAUUCUGGCGCUUGCUUACAAAUCCCUACAUAAUGCUGCUCCAACAUACCUAUCUUCCCUCAUACACAAGUAUGUCCCGUCGAGACCCCUGCGCUCAGCCCAAGACCUACGCCUAUCCUCUGCCCGGAUCCCCACCUCUGAUGCUUGCCUUCAAGACUUCUCCAGGGCUGCACCUAUUCUGUGGAACUCCCUUCCCCCCUCAAUCAGACUUUCACCCAGCCUCCAUUCCUUCAAAAAAUCUUUGAAAACUCACUUCUUCAUUAAAGCGUAUCAAUUAAACUGUCAGCAGGUUUCUCAUCCCCCACCCCAUGACUCCGUUCCUGCACCUGUCAAAAAUGACCUACCAAGCACUCAAUAAACCCUUCUGUAACAAACUAUUUAAUUCCCCUACUUUAACCCUUUGUGUCAAUAUACCCCACUCCCUCUAGCAUGUAAGCUCAUCGAGCAGGGUCCUCAACCCCCUCUGUUCCUGUACGUCAGUGGUCUGAUCUCAAUUAUAUGUCUGUUAGUCCACCCAUUGUACAGCGCUAUGGAAUUUGUUGGCGCCAUAUAAAUAAUAAAAUAAUAAUAAUAAUUAAAUGUAACUCUGCAGGUGUGGAAUUUAGAUCUCUAAGCUUAAGGAGCGGCGAUUCGACUGAUGAUUCUGAAAAUUCCAGUGAAUCUGUGAGUUAUUAAUGGAAGCCAUAUUUAUCUAUAUAUUCCACAUAUAUAUUAUAUGUAAUACUAAAUGCAAAUAUAUAUAUAUAUAUAUAUAUAUAUAUAUAUAUAAUGUAAUACGAAAUGUAUUUUUAUAUUAAGAUAUAAAUCUCCAAAGAACUGCACUCCAGAGGGUUUCGUAAUAAGUUUUAGAAAUGGUCUUGAUAAAAGUCCUGGUGUGAGGACUGAAACAUUGACAUAUGUAACAAAAUAACAAAUUCUGAAACUUUUUAUGAAGCCCUCUGGAGUGCACUUCUUUGGAGAUUUAAAUUUUGUUUGGAAUUUACACAGAGGGAAGACGGGAGAGUGAGUGCCGGGCCCAUGGUGAAUAUAUUAAUAUAUCUACAUAUAUUGAUAUAAAAAUACACUUAGAAUGAAAGUGUGUGUGAAUAAAUAUAUAGUGCAGAGAGCCCUAGCUGGAUUUUUUUUCUCACAAGUAAGUCGGUUAAUCUCAUAAAAGCAGACAUUAGGUUGUUAGAGAAGGCCCUGCCAAAAAUGGGGUACAUUGACAUUGUGGCAGGCUUAUGCAAUGUAUGAUCAUAUACUGUAACUAAACCCCCAUUAUUUUUUCCUAGAUUAGGUGUUUUUUUUAUUUUAUUUAAAAACUAAUAAAAUCUGUAAGCUUUGAAGUGGCUGUUUAGUGGAUGAGUGAGUGCGCUGGAUCUUGUGAAAUAUAUGUAUAAAUAUAAAAAAUAUAUAUAAUAAAAUAUAUUUUUAUUUUAUUCUAACUAAUUUCAUUCUAACUGUAUUUUGAUAUUAAUAUAUUCGUAUAAAAAUAAUACCAUGGGUUGUCUACUUUUUCAAAUGGUAUGCCAUGAUGGGGUAAUUUUCAUUCCUAGGUGCCAUAUGGUCUCAAAGACAACAUAGCCAAUCUGGCAAAUAUCAAUUUGCAAAAACAUAAAAGGAGGAAGCCAUAUAUGUGACCCUGUAACUUUCCAAAACACUGUAAAACCUGUACAUAGGGGGUACUGUUUUACACGUGAGACAUCGCUGAAUACAAAUAUGUGUAUUUUAUUGCAGUAAAAGCAAACAGUAUUAUGACAUUCACAGUUAAAAUGCUGUGCAAAACUAAGAAAAUUAAAUUUCUUAAUUUCUCACACUUUUUUAGAUUUUAUUAAUAUUAAAUUAUGUUUAAUAUGUAAAUAUUUGAUGUGAAAUGAAAGCCCUGUUUCUCCAGAACAAAAUGAUAUAUAACAAGUGUGGAUGCAUUUAAAAUAAAAGGUAAAUUACGGUUGAACAGACAUAAAGGGCAAUGGUUUUGUUUACAUUUUGUUUUGCUCAGAACUUGUACAAUUGCCUCCGUCCUUAAGUGGUUAAUGAAUAACACUGUGUAUGUAUAUAUAUAUAUUAAUAUCAUGAGUUGAUGUUUUUUCUUUUUCUUUUUAAGGCAAGCUCAAGUGAUUCUGAACAUUCAUUAUGUAGUCUAUCCUGUCUGAAGUGGAAAGAUGAAAAAUGGCAUGCCAUCAUCUUUGAGGUACUGGCAAAUACAUAAUUUUUUCUUUUAAUAGUCGAUCUUAUGAUGAUAAUUUAAAUUAAUGCAGGGUGCAGAUAAGAUUUAACAUGCCGUAGUGCUACCCCCUUGUUUAACCCCUUAAGGACACAUGACAUGUGUGACAUGUCAUGAUUCCCUUUUAUUCCAGAAGUUUGGUCCUUAAGGGGUUAAAGGGACACUAUAGGCCACUUAGAGCUCAUGCAGAAGAUUUACUUCCGCUGGUAUAUGGUGCCAACAUGCUUGGCGAAAAUAUAUCAGGGCACAUCAGAUUUAUGUUGGAGAUGUGAGAGAGAACCCGGCACGAUGCACCACAUAUGGUGGACAUGCACCCAUCUCAGAUCCUUUUGGAUAAUGGUCUUAAAUACAAUCUCAGAGAUACUACAGACAAGCAUCACACUGAAGCCAGAAUUGGCUCUAUUAUUUUUUGGCCUGGAUGGUUUACCCAAAGGAGAAUCCAUCCUAAUAUAUAAUGCACUUAUAGCUGCCCUCACACUACUAGCCAGGGCGUGGAAAUCCACCAGUGUCCCCUCCAAACAAACUCUCUAUGAAAACUUAGCUAGAAAACAGCUUAAGUCUCAUCACAACGUGCAAAAUUGUAUAAGCAAAUUUGAAGCAUUUAUGCAAAUACAAUAACUGCGCGUGGCCUUAAACUAAUCUAGCAAUGCAACAACUGGAUGAGAUAAGGGAAGAUAAUAAUCAAAAUUAAUAUAAGGAAAAAAAACAACACACAACAAACCCCAGGGGACCACAUACUAUGGCAUAACAGAUAAUUAGCAUUCUCUAAAAGUCUAGCACACAGGAUGGCAACGCGCCUGAACACUGACAUGUAACAUGCAACCUCCCACACGCAACCAUAUCAGCAAUGUAGACCCAACAAUGGUCGAAUCACAAAGAUAGCAAACACACCAACUAAUAUUUCAGAGUCCCUACAACUGUCAUCCCAUAGUCACCCACCAGCCAUAACCUGUAAAAUGUUCUACUUGUACAUGGUCUCAGACCACACAGCAGAGAUAACACAAAACAACCCCACAAUAGCAGAAAUGCAGCGCCCUUGCCGCUAAAAUGCUCAGAAAGCCACAUCAGGCAUUUAGGCUCUCGUCCCACACAAGACAUAACAAACUGAGUCUGCAAAAAGACGACAAGGACAGAUAAUACGUGAUUUCAUGAACCACAUCAUAUAGAUAUGUAUCUCAUCAAGUAAUGUAUCAAAGAACUGUUUACUUUGUAUUAUAGGCCUAUUGGAUAAUGAGGAAAUACACAAGAUAUGUACUAUAUAUGUGACACAAGGAAACAGUGCUAACACCUAAAAGGGUGUACCUCACAUACACAUACAAAUAAAACCGCAAACAAAAUAUAACUUAUACGACUCCGUUGUGAAGUAUAAACUAAACAGUGGCAUAGUACAAAAGGAUAUAGAGGAUACAACCUGUGCAACAGGGUGUAAUCUUUGGAAGAUCUGGAAAUAUAAAAUCACAUAUAGUGAAGUAUAUAGAGCUAAAGUGACUAAAUCCAGGAGGUAGAAAACUUACAUAGUAACAUAGCUGAAAAGAGACUUGCGUCCAUCAAGUUCAGCCUUCCUCACAUUUGUUUUUUGCUGUUGAUCCAAAAGAAGGCAAAAAAACCCAGUUAGAAGCACAAUUUUGCAACAAGUUAGGAAAGAAAUUCCUUCUUAACCCCAGAAUGGCAGUCAGAUUUAUCCUUGGAUCAAGCAUUGAAAGAUUAUAUCCUUGAAUAUUCUGUUUUUGCAAGUAUGCAUCUAGUAGCUGUUUGAACAUCUGUAUGGACUCUGAUAAAGCCACUUGUUCAGGCAGAGAAUGCCACAUCCUUAUUGUUCUUACAGUAAAAAACCUUUCCUUUGCCUUAGACGAAAUCUUCUUUCUUCCAGUCUAAACGCAUGGCCUCGUGUCCUAUGUAAAGUCCGGUUUGUAAAUAGAUUUCCACACAAUGGUUUGUAUUGGCCCCAAAUAUAUUUGUAUAAUGUUAUCAUAUCCCCUCUCAGGCGACGUUUUUCUAAACUAAAUAGGUUUAAAUUUGUUAACCAUUCUUCAUAGCUGAUAUGUUCCAUUCCUUUUAUUAAUUUUGUAGCCCGCCUCUACACUUUUUCUACUGCCAUAAUAUCCUUCUUGGUGCCCAAAAUUGCACAGCAUAUUUAAUGUGUGGUCUUACCAGUGAUGUAUAAAGAGGCAAAAUGAUAUUCUCGUCCCGAGAAUGAAUGCCCCUUUUCAUGCAUGACAAUACCUUACUGGCCUUGGCCACUGCGGAUUGACAUUGCACAUUGUUGCAUAGUUUGUUGUCUAUAACAAUUCCCAAGUCCUUUUUGUGUGUUGUUAUCCCUAAUUCAUUUCCAUUAAAGACCACUAUAGUGCCCUGUGGGUGCCCCCACCCUGAGGGUCCCACUCCCAUGGCGCUGAAGGGGGAGGAAGGGGUAAAUCCCUUACCUUUUUUCCAGCGCCGGGCUGGGACUCUCCUCCCUCUUCUGACGUCCCUGGCUGAAUGCGCAUGCGCGGCAAGAGCCGCGCGCGCAUUCAGCCAGUCUCAUAGGAAAGCAUUCUCAUUUGCAUUUUUCAACAUUAAAUUUAAUCUGCCAUUUGAGUGUCCAGUCCCCAAGUCUAUCUAAAUCCCUCUGCAGCAAAGUAAUAUCUUGCUCACAUUGUAUUAUUUUACAGAGUUUUGUGUCAUCUGCAAACACUGAAACAUGACUUUCAAUGCUGUCUUCAAGAUCAUUUAUAAACAUGUUAAAUAGAAGGGGUACCAGAACAGACCGCUGAGGGACACCACUUGCCACCUCUGUCCAGCUUGAAAAUUUACCAUUAAUGACAACUCUUUGUACUCUGUUUUUAAGCCAAUAUUCUACCCAAGAACAAGCAUUUUCAUCUAGACCGGUUUCCUUGAGUUUGAACACUAAUCUAUUGUGUGGAACUGUAUCAAAUGCCUUGGCAAAAUCCAAAAAGAUCACAUCCACUGCAACACCCUGAUCUAUACUUCUACUUACUUCUUCGUAGAACGCAAUCAAGUUAGUUUGACAUGACCUGUGCUCCAUAAAACCGUGCUGAUUUUUGCUGAUAACCAUGUUCUUCUCAAGGAAUUCUUGAAUAUUAUCCCUUAAUAACCUUUCAAAUAUUUUCCCAGCCACAGAAGUUAAGCUCACAGGUCUAUAAUUUCCAGGCAAGGAUUUUGAACCCUUUUGAAUAUAGGAACCACAUCUGCCUUCCUCCAAUCCUCCGGAACACUUCCUGAAAGAAAAGAAUCUUGAAAGAUUAAAAACAGAGGUUCACUUAUUUCUACACUUAGUUCCUUAAGUACUUGUGGAUGUAUACCGUCAGGCCCUGGAGCUUUGUUUAUAUUAACUUUCUUUAGUUGCUGCAGCACCUUGUCUUGAGUUAACCAAUUACAAUUAUUCUGCAAGUUUUUAGUAGCAAUCAUUUGCACAUCUAUUGCCAUGGGUUCUUCCUUAAUAUAUACGGAGGAGAAAUAGUUAUUUAAAAUUCUUGCCUUUUCCUGGUCUUCAUUAACUAACACCCCCGUUUCAGUUUUUAGUGUACCUACACUUUCAUUUUUGGUUUUUUUAGAAUUUAUGUACUUAAAAAAUGCUUUGGGAUUGGAUUUGCUCUCUUUAGCUAUCAUUUUUUCAUUCUGAACUUACAAAGAACAAAAGAAUCAGUCAAGCCGUGGUGACUGGGGCAGAAGCGCUGAGGUUUUCCCCAGUUCCAGCUAGGAAGUGGUACUUUUUAACCUCCAAAUGUAGCUUGUAUCUCCCACUACAGUCCCUACCGCUAAAAUGCAGGCCAUAUCUCCCCACUACAAAUUGUAACACCACUACUAUAGCCUCUAACCCGCUAUUAUAGCCCUUAACACCCUUCUACAGCCCCUGACUCCCUGCUACAGCCCUUAAUCAAACAGCAGCUCAUAUCUACCCAUUACAGCCUUUACCCCACUACAGCUUCCAACACCCCUAGUACAGUCCCUUACCCCCACUACUUUCCCUAUCCCACACUAGAGUCUGUACCACAUGCAGGGAGGUAUGACUAAGGCUGUAUAAACAAAGUAAUUUAACUCAUAAAUGGCAAAGAAUUGAGCAGUGAAACUGCAGGGGUAUGAUGUGUACACCAAAACUGCUUCAUAAAGCUAAAGUAGUUUUGGUGCCCAUAGUGUCUAUUUAAGGAUGCCGGUGAUAUUAAAAAAGUCUAAUAAAGUUGUGUGGCAUUAAAAUGAAAAUCUUAUAUGUAGCUAUUACUGUAAGCAUUUAACUUGGUUAAUACUCUAGUGAGCUCUGCUGUUCCAUUUUCUGAGAGCAUUUUUUUAAUGCUCCUUCAGGCUCGGAAUAUUAGUAACUGCAAGAUGGAAACAGGAACUGAUUUAGAGAGAUAAAAAGGUUUACAUUGGAAAAUACCAUUGAUGUGUGAGCAAAAUCACAGAACACAAAUGCUUAUGUUGCUACAAUGAAACACACUCAUAAACUUAGUAAAGUUGUUGUACUUUAAAAAAAUUUUCUUCCCGUGGCUCUGCUUGCUGGGUGGAUAUAGAUUUGAAUGUAACUGCAAAAAGAGUAUGUAGAGCUAUAGAAAUAGACAAAUGCUCUAACUAUAAAAACAGUGGACCAAGAUGGUGGCGCCAGUGAGGGACAGGUUCAGGUAAAUAAAUCUCAUAAUUCCAUGCCCCCUAAGCCCCAAGCCAUCAGACACCUACAUGUGAUGUCACCAUCUGGGGUCUUUGAAAAUUUUGACGUUGCAGAGUUGCUUUAAGUGAUUUGAAUCGGGGGGGGGGGGAAGAAUAAAAUAACAUUAAAAGGACACUAUAGUCACCCAGACCACUUCAGGUCAAUGAAGUGGUCUGGGUGCCAGGUCCCUCUAGGGUUAACCAUGCCUGCUGUAAGCAUAGCAGUUUCAGAGAAACUGCUAUGUUUACAUUUGGGGUUAAGCCAAUCCAGAAGACAGCCACUAGAGGCGCAUCAGCGACGCUGGAGGCAUAUUAUGCCUCCAUCGUGCAGAGCGUCCAUAGGAAAGCAUUGAGAAAUGCUUUCCUAUGGACACUUUGAAUGCGCCACCAUGACAAUGUUUUCCAUCGAAAUGCCUGUACAUGCUGUUGUGGCGCUACAGGUCUCUAUGUUAUGUAAUCAUAUGCACAAGAAAAAUAAAGAAUUAAAAAAAAACAAUACAUGUUUUUGUUCCUGACACUAUAGUAUUCCAUAAAGGCAAUGUUUGAAACCAUAAGAAGAAGUUUAAAGCAAUGUCUAUCAUCGUCCUGAACUGGCAACACUCCUAAAAGACUGCACCCCUUUGAUAUGGCCAAUAAAAGACUGAAAUAAGGGCUUUGCUGGGGUUAAUAUUAGAGAGAAAAGCUUGAGGUAUUGUCAGCAUACUGGAAUUACAUCUACACGUACAUCAUUCUUGAAGCAUCAUGCUUAUUUUUCAGAAGUAGCCUAAAUGUCUCAGUUUUGGUAGAAUAACACAGUUAGUUACUUAUGCUACAUUGUCCUGUGUUCAGUAGCAGUGCUAGUGUCUCGAGUAUGGACUGAUUAGUAGAUGACAAUAUCAUCUAUACAUCUGGCAGACACCAGGAGGUUGGACCUAUCAGUAUUAUGCAUUGGCCAUGCUGACAGCUGGGAGGCAACAGAUGCCAAUAGUAGCCAUCGUAAAGUGUUAGUGGUUUUAAUCGUGACCCAGUAUUCAUUGAAUCAUUUUUUUUACUAUCUAACAAAAUACUACCUAUGCAUGCCUCCCAACUACGGCGUCCUGUGAAGUAGGACGCCAAGGGAAGAGGCCUGCGACGUGAGUUGCGUCGCAUUCUCUGCCCCAAAGGGGAAAUGUGCUCAGAAAGUGGGCGGGUCUGUCCAUAUACUUGACAGCUCAGCAUGCAAUUAUGCCUGCUCACCAACAACGGACCAUGCAGGGAGCACUGUUUCAGUACUUUCUGCUGGGUCCUUAUGCCCUGAGCAUAGCAUGAGUGAAUAAUACACUUGUGCUAUGCUUGUUGGAGACAGUUUUGCGAAAACUAGGGAAUAGCGCAGAACCCAAAAAUCUGGACUGUUGGAGGCCUUAUUAUUGCUAUGCUUGAAUAUUUUUUUUAUAAGAUUUUCAAAUUAUCUAAUAUUUUUGGAUAAACUUUUACAAUUACUUUUUCAAAAUAAUAAAAUAUCAAAAAGGGUUUUGGUCAUACGAUACUUCUAUCAAGUGCACAUUUGGUAUGACUCAUUCUUCUCAUUUCUGUAUUGUAUUUCCUAUGCCUCAAAUACAAAACAGAUUGACAAAAAAAAAAAGGGUUUGGAUCCAAAAUAUGGACUGUCCAUUAUAAAUAGGGACAGUUGGGAGGUAUGCAGUACUAAAUCAUUUGGAUUUGGAAAGCUUAUUAAAUCGAGGCUGUGACAAACUACCCUCUGCUACUGACUUUUGGAGAGGCCUGCUUGCCAGCCUCUUGCCCUGUGACUAUGGCCCCUGGAGUGUAUUGCCAUUUAAAAAGACUAUUUGGGCUUAUUGGCUUUUAAAAGACUGGUUCUGCCCCUUUGAUUCCAUGGGAGAAUGUGCCUCUUCCCCUCCCCCAUUAAUACCUAUCCCAUUGUUCUCCAGUAGGGCAUUGUCCCAGGGACAGUGCCAGACCAGUUGAAACUGUCUGCUUUGUCCCUCCUCAAUCUCUCAUCAGCCCUUGCUAAACUUUAACCCUAUGGCGAUUUUAUUCUGUUUGUGGGAUCUGAGCACAGUUCGGAUCUAUUGAGCGCUCAGAUCCAAGCUAUCUAGGGAUAGGUUAAAUGUGGGGGUUCUGUUCAGUAUAAUAGGAAUUAUGUAUUUUUAUGUAUUUUUACUGUUGUUGUAAAUGGAGAUAUUACCUGUUACUGGAGAUAAUUAAGUUACCACACCCACUUAAGCCAAUUAUCUCCAGGAUAGAGGAGAAGAUAGACCGUCUCCACAGCCUAAAUCUGUGGAACUGUUUUGGGCAGGAAAGCCAUGCUUGCAGUCGGUCAAAUAGGACUUCCACUUAACUUUUGAACCACUUGACCAAUUUGUAUGAUUUUGACAUAUGUUUGUAUACUGCUUAUGCUGGUUCAGAAUAUGUGACUUUUAUGUAAAUUGCAUGAAUGGUUUGGAAGUUAUGAAUAUUGUAUAAAACUGCAUAUUUUCUGCCUGUGAUAAUUAAGUUAACCCAUUGUGUUUAGUAAUUAUAUCACAGGCAGAGGGGAGGGUUUGUGUGCCUUGACUGGGAAUGUCUGACUGUACUGUUCUGUUUUGAUUGGCUAUUAUAACUGCAUGUCCUGUGUACCACCAGGUCCACGUGGGUGAUAACCUUGUGGGAAAAGUUGCAUAUAAGUACCAAUAAAACCUCAGACUGCUGAGUUCCUAUUUGAUCCUGAACAUAGAGCCUUUUCUCAUGUGUGGGGGAAAAGGCUGCAUCUACACCGGGGAUUGCUAUACACUGUAUACUCCCUUGGCUAUAAUCACUAAGCUGUUUUAAGAACUUGUUCCUGCUUCACUCCCUGAAGGAAGAGAGGUUCGGUCUGCAGUGCUUAUGGUGUCGAGUGGAGUGCUUGGAGCCCUCGGGAAGCACUAGGAGCAUCCAUCAAUGGAGGUACCCAGUCGGGGUGCCAGGUGAUCCGUUACAGAGGCCUUAAUCUGAUUGGUCAAAUUGAGGCUAAAAUAACCAAAUUUUACCCAUAGACAAGUUUGACAAUAUUCCCAUAUAUACAUUUUUGCAGUUCAGAGAAUAGAUAUGAUCGUUUCCUAUUAAUACACGAUACUGUGACUAAAAUGUUACUCAACGUGUCUCAAAUCUGAUUCUUCUUCUUCAUAUCAGACGAUAUUGAAAGGAUAUUGAUAAAUAUUCUAUUUAUGUAGGACUCGUGAUAUAACCAUGUUUAUAACAGUCAUUGUUUAUUUAUUUUUCUUAUUUAAAGCUGAGAAACAAUAAAUUCAGAAUUCUGGUUAUCAAAGAGGAUGGCGGACAGGAGGUCUGGCAUACUGAAAGAAGCAUUGAUGAUUUUUACACGCUGAUUGAGGUUUGUAGUGGCUAAUUUCACAGGAAUAUAUACAUAAUAUGAAUCAAGGAAUAUUAAACACCAGGAGUAGCCAUACAGGAGCCUUAAAGCUGGCAAAGUAUUAUGGGUGUUGUAGUAUUACAAAAGUGUCUUUGUGCAUACAUGUAUGCAGAAACUGUAUUUUCUAAUGGUUGAAAUUCCACACAUAUACAGUUUGAUGCUUUGGGGAAACAAUUAUAUUUAUGUUACAAGAAAUACUGUAUCAGAAGAAGGUAAUUCAGUUUUAGUAGUACAUAUGGAAUAUGAAUAAAAUACAUGUAUUUUGCACUCUCAAUUAAGAGACCUUCCCUCAAUUUUCAGUUCCUGCCCUUCCACCCACUCCUGUAUCCCCUUCCAAUUAUCAUUUUCACAUUCCCCAACCACUCUCUCUUAAUUCUCUGUUCUCCAGCCCCCACCCCUGGCCAUUUACAUUUAAUUUUCUUUAAUUUCAGUAUAUUUUUCUGUAUACUCCCAGUAUGGCGUGCAAAUAUUUUCAUAGUUCUUGCAGUCCCUGUAGGCUAGAACUUUUUAGGUUUAUUGAAUAUGCUCUGGCUGGGCAUACAAAAAGGAUGGUGUAUGGAGGUCUGUAAUUCACUCCCUGUAUGCUUAGUGUGAAAUCAAUAUGUACAUGUUAGCCACUUUCCAUGAACAGUUAGAAUUUCCUGAAAGUGGAUAAAAAUAGAAGGGAAACCAGGUAGGUGUACUUAGUUAAACUGUAAGUGCAACAUAAAAGGGACACUUUAUGCACCAGAACCCCUACAAAUUAAUGUAGUGGUCCCAGGGCAAAGAGACUGCACUUGUGGGCUCAGCAGUGUAAAUGCUCCCUUUUUUGAGAAAAAAAAAAAAGUUUUUACCUUGCUACCUCACACCACCUCAUGUGGCUGUCACUUGGACAGCCAUUGUGGGACUUCCUGGGUUUGAUCAUGCAAAGAUUGCAGGACUGACGUUCAGCAUCUUCACACUCUGCAUGGAGAAGUUGAAUGAACACUCCCCAAAGAGAUGCAUUGACUCAAUACAUAUCUAUAAAGUGAUGCUAAUUGUGCUAAUUGGGCACAGUACAGCAAUUUCUGCGCAUGUGCUUUAGCCCCACAAUGCUUACCUAUGGGGAAGCAUUGGAUUAGUUGAGAUUACCAGUAUUAAUUUGGGGGGGGAGGGGGGAUUUAAAAUUUUAUCAUAUACAUUAUAUGACAAUAUAUAUCCCAAAACAAAGCAUCAGGGGAUAUGUAGUUCAAAACUGGAGUCCUGAACAUUGUAUUGUCUACCCCUGCACCAUAGCUUUAGGAAUACUUAAAAAUAAUAAUAAUAAUGAUAUAUAUAUAUAUAUUAUAUAUUUUUUGCAACUGUCUCUCAUUCAAUACUCAUAGGGGGUUAUGUAUAAAAAAAAAGUAUCUAUUCUGAAAAGUGGUGGAAAUGUAAAAAAGGAGCAGUGUCACCAAUGGAAUAUGCCUGCCUGGCUUCCAUGGUAAAUGCCCCACUUUUAGUACUUGUCAUGGAGAUCCAGUACUCCGACCGAGUACCUCCGCCAAGUCUGCUUCCUUGUAGCUAUCAGGGACCCUGGAGCACUUCAGAUCGAGUCGCAGAGGCUUGACUGGGAUCACUGUGGGCCUUUUCCACCCUGGACCAGGCUACUAUGAUUAUAGACACACUUUUCAUCAGCAGAUUAUAUCCCUUUCCCCAAACACCAGACAACACUUGGUGAAGGUUAAACAGCAACUCACUUUAAUAGACAUAGCACACAUAUUUUAACCCCUUAAGGACAGAGCCAAAUGUACAUGUUGUUAACAAAACAAAAUGUAAACAAAACCUGGCAUUUGCGCUACAUGUCUGUCCAACCGUAAUACACCUCUUUCGUAGUAAAUGCACCCACCCUUAUUAUAUAUCAUUUUAUUCAGGGGAAACAGGGCUUUCAUUUAAUAUCAAAUAUUUAGCUAUGAAACAUAAUUUAAUAUGAAAAAAAUGGGAGAAAAUACGAUUUUUUUUUAUUUUUUUAGUUCUACAUGACAUUUUAACGGUCAGUGUCAUAAUACUGUUUGCUUUUACUGCAAUAAAAUACACAUAUUUGUAUUCAGUAAAGUCUCACGUGUAAGACAGUACCCCCUAUGUACAGGUUUUAUGGCAUUUUGGGAAGUUACAGGGUCAAAUAUAGCACGUUACAUUUGAAAUUGAAAUUCGCCAGAUUGGUUACAUUGCCUUUGAGACUGUAUAGUAGCCCGGGAAUGAAAUUUACACCCAUAAUGGCAUACCAUUUGCAAUAGUAGACAACCCAAGGUAUUGCAAAUGGGUAUGUCCAGUCUUUUUAGUAGCCAUUUGGUCACAAACACUGGCCAAAGUUAGCGUUAGUAUCUGUUUGUGUGAAAAAUGCAAAAAAACGCCAAUUUUGGCCAGUGUUUGUGACUAUGUGGCUACUAAAAAAGACUGGACAUACCCUGUUUGCAAUACCUUGGGUUGUCUACUAUUGCAAAUGGUAUGCCAUCAUAGGGGUCAUUUUCAUUCUUGGGCUACCAUAGGGUCUCAAAGGCAAUGUAACCAAUCUGGCGAAUUUUAAUGUGAAAUAAAUGAAACGCAAGCCUUAUAUUUGACGCUGUAAGUUUUGAAAACACCAUAAAACCUGUACAUGAGGUGUACUGUUGUACUCGGGAGACUUCGCUGAACACAAAUAUUUGUGUUUCAAAACAGUACAAAGUAUCACAGCAAUAAUAUUGUCCGUGUAAUGCUGUUUGUGCGUGAAAAAUGAAAAAACUUCACUUUUACUGGCGAUAUCAUCGUUGUAAUACAUUUUACUGUUUUGAAACACUAAUAUUUGUGUUCAGCGAAGUCUCCCGAGUAGAACAGUACCCCCCAUGUAUAGGUUUUAUGGUGUCUCGAAAGUUAUAGGGUUAAAUAUAGUGCUAGCAAAUUAAAUUCCCUUUACUUUCGGCAUGGGUUGUCAGGCAGGUCCUGCUAAUUGUAAUUAAUUAAGAUACCUAAUUAUGUAAAAAUAAUACAUAAAUAUAUAUGUAGAAUUAAUAUAUGUAUAUAUAUACGUAUGUGUAUAUACAUGUAUAUAUAUCUAUAUAAUUUUUAAAAAAUAUUUUUAUUUAUAUAUAGGUAUAUAUAUAGUGAUAUAUGUAUAUAUUUAUGUAUAUAGAUAUAUAUAUUAUUUUGUUCUACGUGUAUUUUGAUAUAUAUAUAUAUAUAUAUAUAUAUAUAUAUCACAAUACAGUUAGAACGAAAUAACACACAUCUAUAUAUUUUUAAUUAUUUAUUUUUAAUUAUUUUUUUAAUUUUAUUUUUUAACGUAUUUACAUUUUAAUUUUUUUUAUAAUAUAUAUAAAUAUAUAUAUAACAAUAAUUAUAUAUAUAUUUAAUCACUAUCAGUCUACGUGUAAUUUGAUAUUAAUAUAUAUAUAUAAUUAUAUAUAUAUUAAUAGUAAAAUACACCUAGACGGUGUACAUGUGUGUAUGUAUAUGUGUAUAUAUAUAUACUUAGAUCAUAUAUAUAAUAUAUAUAUAUAUGAUCUAAGUAUAUAUAAUUUAUUUUUUUUACACCAUUUAUUUGUUUUAAUUUUAUUUUCAGCCAGCAGGGGGACCACCUGUCAUUACAGGCAGCCCCCCUGCUGGCAAUGCAGAAGCCAGCUAUCCCCGGCCAUGUGAUUGUGGGGUCCUCGCUAGGACCCCACUCUCACACGGCCGGGGGGCUUCCUGGAGGACAGACGUGCCGCGGGGGCUCCCUGGGAGUCCCCCCCACCGCGAUCGCCGGCGUGGGACUGCCGGCGACCGGGUAAGUACCGAAAGACCGGAGGGCGUACUAUUACGCCCGGCGGCGUUUAGAGCCGCCUAUAAUAGGGCGUAAUAGUACGCCCUCCGGUCUGAAGGGGUUAAGCCCCCAACAGCCUCAUUUACAUACAAUAGGUUGAUAAGAGCACUAUAGUACAAGGAAGGGUAGGGUCAGACAAUAGCAGGGGCUAAUGGGAGAUUGAGGAGGAACAGGGCAGCUAGUUCAAACUGGUCUGGCAGUAUCCCUGGGACAAUGCCCUGCUGGGGAAACAAUAGGACAGGGAAAAGGGGAGGGGGAAAGGCACACACAAGCAAUACAGUCAACAUGCCCUGCACCAAUACUGGGCACAGGAUGACCAAAACACAUGAGGAAUCUGGGACGUUCAUAGAGUGUCUGUCCUCCAUCACCAGUGACGUUGACUACCGUCACAGUACUUUAGACCAAUUUACAGUGUAUCCGUGCUUAAAAGGACACUGUAGGCACCCAGACCACUUCAGCUUAUUGAAGUGGUCUGGGUGCACUGUCCCUUUUGCCCUUAGUGCUGCAAUGUUAAACAUUGCAGUUACAGGAAACUGCAAUGUUUACAUUGCAGCUCUAAGUCUGUCCAUAGUGGCUAUCUACCAGACAGCCAUCAGAGGGCUUCCUGGUUUGAAACUGACCUUUGUGACACUGGAUGUCCUUACACUCUGCAUGAGGAUCUCCUGCGUCAGAUUUUUCCCCACAGGAAAGCAUUGAUUCAAUGCUUUCCUAUAGUGAGGUCUAAGGCGCGCACAUUAUCAUCGUGGGAUGUCAGAGGGGGCAAAGUGUUUUAGGUAAGUAAAUAAAGGAUUUUUAACCCUUUACCUACCAGAGAAGGGGGCAUAAAGGGGGAGGGAGAGGCAGAGGGAACUAUAGUGUCAGGAAUUCAGCUUUGUAUUCCUGGGACUAGAGUAUCCCUUUAAAUAUUGCUGAAGACAAAGUUCUGCUCAAACUAACUUAGUGUUAGAAAUAAUUAAAACUGCAAGGUAAAGAGCAGCAAAAACCUGUAUUAUUUGUAUAAAUACACAAAAUAUUUUAAUAAGGUACAGUGAUAAUAAUUAGGGCAUGGAUAACUGUCAGGUCAAUCACUUAUGUUACAACAUACAGCUAAAGAUCUGUUGGCUGCUGUGGUCCAAGACAUAAUAUUUUUCGUUUUCGUUAGAACUUCAAACAAUUAGUGUAAAAUAUAGCAAGAUACGCUAAUCAGAUAGACAGAAAACCUGCUGUGCAAUAUGUCUAUAAUAAUUUUCGUUUCUUCUGUGUCUUUUUCCAGUUGAUUGAUAUAUUCAUCUUUUGGGUCAAAGGCUCGCUACAUUAAUAUACGUCUAUAUUAAAGGAUCACUAUAGGGUCAGGAACACAGACAUGUAUUCCUGACCCUAUAGUGUUAAAACUACCAUCUAGCCCCCUUGGGCCCCUCAUGCCUCGAUAAAUAUAGCAAAAUCUUACUGUAGUCAAGCCAAAAGCUGUAGAUCUGCAUGCUGUUAGACUCAGGAAAAACAAGCAGUCUGCUGACAUGUGGUAGCCUGAUCCAAUCACAUUGCUUACCCAUAGGAUUGGCUGAGACUGACAACAAGGCAGAUCAGGGGCAGAGCCAGCAUGAUUCAAACACAGCCCUGGCCAAUCAGAUUCUCCUCAUAGAGAUGAACUGAAUCAGUGAAUCUCUAUGAGGAAAGUUCAGUGUCUGCAUGCUGAGGGUGGAGAUACUGAAUCACAGGAUGCUGUGCACAGUGCUGCCCUGUGCUCUGCUGACAGCAGAUCUGAGUGGAUGGAGGCAUAUUAUGCCUCCAUCAACUCCGAAGUCCCUCUGGUUCACUCUGAGUGACUGCAACUGGAGGUGUUUCUAGCUUUCAAUGUAAACACUGCAUUUUCUCAUAAAAUACAGUGUUUACAUGAGAAAGGCUGCAGGGAGCUAUAGUUCUCACCUGAACAACCUCAUUAAGCUGAAGUUGUUCAGGAGACUAUAGUGUCCCUUCAAUGAAAAGUACUAAUACGCAAUCUGACUUACGGUUUCUUCAGGUUUAUUCUUAGUUACGGAUACCUAAUAAAACAACAAAGGAUGUUACAUGAUCAAGGAUGUUCAACACCAGAUGGUAAUUGCUGGACUCCUAAAGGGAGAGUUACAUCGUUACAUAGCUGUACAAGAGCCAAGAGAGACCGUGUGUUCCUUUGUUCAUUUACUAUAUAGAUGUGCCUAUACUGACGUCAGAAUAUAACCCUAGCCAUAUAAGGACAAGACCCCCAAUCCAUAUUCCAGAGUUCACAUACAAGAAAACUAUUGUGACUUAUUGAUACCAUCUGUUACUUAUGCCAAUCUUGACAUCCAUACAUAAUGGAUAGAAACAUAGAAUAUGCAAUAUUCUACAAUGUCAAUCUCUGAAUUAUUUUCUCUUACAGAACUGUCCUGAACUGGACAAAACACUGAUUCCAUCAACUGCACAAAAUCCAUCGGCCGGUACAGACACUCAGAAAAGUGAGAAUAUUGAAAAAGUGCAGCUGUGUGUUGCAGUAAGUCAAAUCUUGUGAAUCUACACAGUGUACUAAAAUGGUAUUGGUUGACUGUUUGUGUCUAAAAACUACACUUACGCUGACUAAGAAUCACUGGAAAUGUUGUUUACAAACAUAUGCAAUGUCAAGGAUAGGUACGAUAACUAUUUGUACAGACUAUGUUAAUGGAACAAACAAGCAGGUAAAUCAUUGACAAAGAACUGCAAACCAAUUUUAGGCAAGAUGAGAGAAUUUAUAUGAAAAAAAUUGGUAACUCACAUUUAACAGAGCUUAGCACUAGCUCAAAUAUGCAUUGUAUCCUGCAGAAUAAUCUCCACUGACAGAUAUCUCCAGGAGAUACAAUAUGUAACAACAUGAGCAAUAAACAGAAGACUAUAAUAGUGUAUUUAAUUCCAACAAUGAGGAUAUAUGUAUAAUAAAACCCAAAAGAAAAAUAGUUACUUGCACAAUAUUCCAAAUCCCUGUGCAUAUUGAUAUAAAUGUUAGUUUUUAGAUCCACUCCAACGGCCAUUAGAUGUAAGCCCACCUGCCACAUCAAGGUAAAUUGUUAGUUUAGGACCCACCUAAGAGGUUUGCCUUGACGUGGCAAGUGGGCUUACAUCUAAUGACCAUUGGAGUAGAACUAAAAACUAACAUUUAUAUCAAUAUGCACAGAGAUUUUUAAUAGUGCACAAGUAACUUUUUUCUUUGGGUUUUAUUGUAUGUAUUGGGCUGAUGUGUACUACGGUCAUUACUGCCGCCCAGGAGUAGUGAGAGUUUGAGGGCAGGACUUAUUUUUGUGUAUGAGGAUAAAUGUAUAGCAAAGGUAAAACACACUUAUAUGUAAGGAGCCUUUGUCAAGCUCAGGAAUGCCAGCAUAUGGAGGUACAAUCACCCACCUCAGGAUAUGGUGUUUGUAACAAUGUCUCCAAAUGUUGGUCACAUAUGAAAUAUAGAAAAAUAUAUAUACAAUGCUGACUCUAUAUCGUCAGUGUGAACAAAACAGAGAAAUACUGCUUACAAUUUUUUUGCGCAGAUAACUUACUCUAAUGUAUCCAUGUAAAGGCAAUCAAAAACUGAAUCAAGCCAUACAUGUAAAGACAACCACUAUAGUCUCCUGCAAAAUAUAUUGUAAAUGUAUAAAACUUUAUAUAAAACAACAAACAAAAACAUGGAUAAAAAGUCUUAUACAAUGCAUUUCACGUCUAUAUAGGCUUUUUCACGCUGCACUAUUGACUCAUUGGGUCAGGUACGUAGGGUUAUGUCCAUCAUAUCAUAGCUCCCUGCUCCAUCGUCUUUAAACUUCACCAGCCACCACAAGUUGCAAAUUAGUAAGGUGGGGAUGACCUAGAUCAGGAUUAGGCAAUCUUCAGCAAUCCAGAUGUUGUGGACUACAUCUCCCAUAAUGCUCUUACAGUCAUAAUGUUGGCAGAGCAUCAGGGAAAAUGUAGUCCACAAUAGCUUGAGUGUUGAAUGUUUCCUACCUCCAACUUAGUACUUUAGCCUGACUACAGGGCCAACAUCAAGGUCAUUGGAAUAAAAGAGGGUUAUAGAGUCAGGGGUGAAUGUAGAGCAGUUAGGUUCUGUGAAUUUAAGUAGUCACACAUACAUGCCCUUCUCACUAUUGGUAUGAGUAAUGUGCAGCUAAAACCUGUGAGUGUAAUUGUGAUUUCCUCCUGUUGGCAUGGUCAUGGUAAUGUUUAGAUUAUAAAAAAAGUGAGGGAAACUAUUGGUUGCUGACGUUUUCAUUGUUAGUGUUUGUAUCUCGAAGCAAGUCUCUGUGUUAUAUUGACUGUAAUGUAACAAAUAUAUUUCUUCUAGUUACUAGUGAGCAAUAUUAAAGAAAAUGAAGAUGCAGAAGCAGCAUUCUUCUUAUCACCAUUCAAUUACAAUCAAAAAGAGAGAGAGCUAUUUGAAAGCAAUCUUUCGGAAGAGGUAAGUGACUGAUUAAUAUAUAAACAAUAUCUAAAGCUGAUAUACUGUAAAAUAAUUUUCUAUGUGCUGCAAAAAAAACACAACAAAAAAAAAACAAUCGUAGCUAUUGACAUCAUAUGUUUCUUUGUUUAAUGGGUUACUAUAACCCUUUUGAGAGGGAAGACCUCUCCUGUGUUGUAUGCCGGACUAAGCACUAUGGAGAAGGGCCCCCCUUUUUAAUUAGCUGAAAAACCUGAAAAAAAAUAAAGGUUUUAUUCACCUUCAAUCAAGCGCUGGGCAAAUCGCUGUUCUUCCACGCCUUCUCCUGAGAUCACUGGGGCUGCACAAAGAUCAAUCACAGGGUUCUCAUAGAGAUAUCUGUGAUCAGAGCUUUUUGCCAGCUAAGCGCAUACGCAUGGUCUGGGCCAGCAAGGGGAGGGAGGGAGGAGCAGGGAGUGGGGAGGGGAGAUCUAGCUUUACACAUCUUUAAAGACACAUGGUAUCUACCUUUUGGACAUCAGGUGUCAAGAUAGGACCUAUUUAAAUGCUGGGAGGUUUUUGUUCUGCCUUGUGUAGGGUCUGUCAGAUGCUGGGCAGAUGCUGAAUAAUUCAUUUAUAUUAAUCCAUCUUUCCCUGAGCAGUGAGAUAGGAGAGUUUAUGAGAAUGGUAGAUCUCCCUCUGGUUCCCAUAUAAUCCCUCCACCCAUGCAUGCUAGUGGCUCCUUCAUGUCCUCUUUAUGCACAUUGGAUGUGGGAUUACUAAAUGAAAAUUCGAGCAACCAGUGAUCGAUCACAUGAUAAUACCCUCAUCUGAUUAAUGCCAGGAUGAGGUGCUUUAAUUAGUAAUAAAGAAAAGGCUACUGCCAGUGGUCCCUUACUAUCCGUAUUCAUGGCUAACUAGAUAAGCAACUGGGCAGCUGACACCAGAUAAUAAAACAGCCACAAUAUUAUUAUUUACAUCUGUAUCACAUACCAUAUUUAUUAGAAUCUGUCCUUCUAGCAGGAAAAAAAAACAUUUACUCUUACUUUAAGAAAGGAGACUUGAACCCACCUUUUCGGUUCUCUUGAUGUUGGAUGUAAGGCUCCUUGCCAACGCGUUUGUCAAGCCUCAACCCAUAGCAGGCUGUUUCCACAUAGAACCCUCUAUACAACUUUACAUGUGUUUCCUUAAAUUCCAGGAGCUCUUGGAUGAAAGCAGUUCUGGUACUUUAAGCAUACACAGUGAUGGCUCUUCUGAAAGCGAUGGAAUUAGCUACAGAGGAUUGAAAGUAUCAAAAUGGUUUAAAAAAGGUAAUGAAACUUUGUAAUCAGAAAAAAACUGUCUCUGAUGUAAACAUAAAAUAUCAAAAAUAAUUGUACGAUAAUUUUUAGAACAACUAAUCACAUAUUGCCCUUUGCCCAUUUAAGUGUACUCAAAGGGAUUAGGGCAUGCUUUCUUUAAUAGCAGUUCCUGUUACCCAACUUAAUGGUACUCAAUUUAUCAACUUUGGAAAUAUAUAUAGCUCAUUAAAGAGGAACAGUCACUUCUCUGGAAGUAACCUCAUUGAAUAAAACAAUAAAAGACAUGUAUUACUUAUGUCAACCUUUUUUUAAUGAAAUGCUCCAUUUUCUUUUAAAUUUAUAUUAAUGAUUUAGUAAAUGGCAUCACAAUCUAGUUUGGACAAGACAAAGUCAGGGCAACCAUUGCUAAAUGUGACAGACCUCCUGUACUCCAAUUGAGUAUCUCCGCCAGGUCGGCUUCCUCUCUGCUACCAGGGACUCUGGAGUGCUUCAGACUUAGUCGACAAAACUUGAAUGUGGUCUCUCAGAACCUUUUCCACCAGACCAGGCUGCAGUGAAUAUAACUGUGGAGACCAUCUCUCCUAUAGAGCUGUGAUUAUAGCAUUACUUACUAUGGCCUUUCCUCCACACAUUAGAUGAGUAUGAAUAUAGGGUGUGCAAUGAUUUUUAUUGCACAGCUAUUUACACAGAACAGUGUUGACUCUCUCUAUAGGGGGUUCUUCAUACAAAACAAUACUCAGUACAAUUGUCCCUCCUUGGCCUCACUCUGUCUAGGGAGUUAAUUGCAUCAUCCCCAGUUAACACAAUCUGCUCCCUGGUGUGCCCUCACAGUCCUAGAGGCAGAGCACACAAAAAGUCCACCAGAACUCCCUUUUCCUGGACCAUACCCCCACAUAACAUGUAUUUCUGGAAUGCUUGCCACCGAGCACCCUCGCUGUCCAAAUAGCUCCCUGAUCUGAAAAUCUGCCUCAGAAUUACAGAGUGUUUAAGUUUUAUCGGGUCACGGCCAUUCUACGAUUCGGUGAGGAGUUCCAAGCAUGUAGUGGCGGCUUAGCUACAUUCUUCAAAAAGGGAUUCCCAGUCCUCUGGGGAGUAGAGCACUCUCCAGUCCUUGGGUAUCCUUCAACGCCUUCUUACCUCUUGAACCUCUCCUCCAAAUAAGGCUUGGAGAUCGGGGGACGGAGCGAUACCAGCUUAGUCUGGCUGUGAAGCAAAGUAAGCAUUUGCUACCAUCGCACCAGUGACAAUAGCCCCUUUUGGGGGCCACACCAACCCCUAUAGUUUGUGAGUAGGAGGCUUGCCUUCAAGCCUCUCCAAAGGUUUGUGGCAUGGGAGCUUCCUCCACACUAAUAAAAGAGAGAAAUAGGAUUAUUGUUUCAUUUCUCCUCUUCUCUCUGUAUGCUUUCUCUACAGGGAGCUUAGAUGGAGACACCAGGUAGCAGGAUAAGGAGCUGUGGAUUUUCCGUGUUUAAUUAAACUUUUCACAUUUCACAAAUACACAUUUUGUUAAUAGAAAUACAAAAAUAAGCAAACAUAAUAUUUUAUGUUAUUUUAUAUUAUUUUAUUUAAAUUUGUUGGGAAGUGGAAAUUCCCCUUUAACCAAAGUCAAAUAAAUGCACAAAAGUAAAGUAACAGCUUAUUGACACCUCUAAUAUUUCAUAAACAAAAUUAAUGUAAACUACUGAUUAUUUAAACAUAGCAGCCCUAUUUAAACUACUAGGUUUUUUAGACUUUUUUUCCUUGAUCUUUAAAUCAGCAUAAAAGUACCGCUUACUGUAAAUAUUUUCUCAUUACAUUGUAUUUUAUCUUUAGGCAAAAAGGGAAAACAGUCAACCGCGACUACUGGAAGUGAAGAGGUAUGCUAAUAUAUAUAUAUAUAUAUAUAUAUAUAUAUAUAUAUGUAUAUAUAUAUUUAUUUAUUUUUAAUUUUUUUUUUAUUCAAAUAUAGUAUAAAACUGUAUUCAGGGCAUGACAACCAUGAUGGUUGUCAGGGCCAGGUGGCCCUGGGUGGCCCAGAUUGCUCAGGGAGUCCCGGGCCCUACAUUCCCUAUAUGUUUCGCACAUAUAUGUGCAUCUGUGGGCCCCAGACAACCUGUACACUGCAGGGGGCCCAGCACACUCUAUCUCCACUUCCUAGUUUACCAGAAAUUGAGCUGUGUCAGGGACCCCAAGAUUUCUGAUGGCAGCCCUAACUGUACUGAGUGUGCAAAGGCAUAUCAUUAGUAAGUAGAGCAUUUGCAGGAGGGAUACAGGAAUUAUCAGGUAAACAGCAAAUUUAUAUAAAUUGUCUUUCCAUAAUCUUUUGAAGUAAUGGAACAUUGAUGAAUUACACCUUUAAAAAGAAAUACAAUAAAUAAUUUUUAAAAAGAUAGAAAAAAAGUGUGGCAGAUAGUUUAAAGAAGUGAAUUACUAUAAAAUGCAAAUACUGCAUGCAUGACAAGUCCCCUUUAAUCUAUUGUAGAGUCCUGAAACUGGAUUAAACAUUACGCACAAUCAUUCUCAAGAGGAACUGAAUAACGUAUCUGAAAGCCACUUACCGUAUAUGAGUUUUGAUGUUGUUGGUGGAAGUGACGUAAAUUCAAGAGCUCAAAAAAAACUAGAGAAACAAAGAAAGAAAACUAAAGAACAGCUCCAAAAUGAAGCCAAAAAAGCAUUGUUUGACUUGAUCAAUGAAAUCUGCACAGGUAUAUUUAAUACGAUCGCUGCAUUUUCUAUUUUAGAAUUUUCACAAUUCAGACAGAUAGGGAUACGGGAUUAAAAGCCAAAUAAACCAGGAAUUGGAAAACGCUAUAUAUAUAAUUUGGGGGAAGACAAAAAAACAAAACAAUAAAACACAAGUACAAAUCAAGUAAACGGGGAGAAAAAAAAGAUAUACAACGAAAACAAAUGGGAUUGUGCUAUAUAUAUAUAUAUAAUUUGGGGGAACACAAAAAAACAAAACAAUAAAACACAAGUACAAAUCAAGUAAACGGGGAGAAAAAAAAGAUAUACAACGAAAACAAAUGGGAUUGUGCACUCACACAGGAUUAGUUAUUAAAGUGAGAUAGCUGAUCUAGAUACAUUCUCCAUGACAGCUAUGCUUCCAAUUCAGCUACUUUGACCUUAAAUGUGAAUUCACUUUAAAUUCUCAUCUUAGUGAAUAGCCCUGAUAGAAGCGAUUUUAAUAAAGGCAAAAUAAUUAUGAUUUUGCAUAUCUCUUAAUGGUAUUUUCAAAUAUGUGUCUUUAAACAUAGAAUCUAAUUGAUAAAACACAAAACAAAGCAACAUUUUUGCAUUAGUAAUAAUUAUGGUAUCCCUGUGCUGAUCAAACUCAUAUUAGGAAAUCCAUGCCCAGGCAAUGUAAUACAAGUGUCUCCCUCUUGUGGUCAAUAUUCAGAAUAUAUUACAUAUGCCUCAGAAUAAAGGCAGGGAGAACUCAAAAAGGUAUUCACUGAAGUGUCAAUUGUCUGGAAUUCAAAUUGAAUUUUCACAUUUUAGGGCAAAAUAGCUGAAUUAGAAAGUUUCUCCAAGAAGCUAUAUUUUCAUUUCAGCUAUUUUGGACUAAUAUUUGAAAUUUGCUUUGAAGUAAUUUGCUUUGAAGUAAUUCCUGACUAUUCAACCUUUAGCAAAUAGGAUAACAUUGUCCCAUAUUAUAUUACACACAAUUAAUGGGAAAUUUUUUCGCAGUAUUUCACAUGUAAAAGGCUUAUUAAAGCCCAGGUAUAUGGCAUGUGUAUUGGUCUACCUGCAUGUGGUUUUGAUAAGAAUCUAUGGGAACAAUGUCCAGCUGUUUUAUACAAAGAGUCCCUCCAGCUCCCACAGCCUGGCCAUCACUGUAGUGCCAACGCAGAAUUACACUGCCACAUAAGCAAUGUACAUUGCAAUACCAUCCAGAAAUUUCACUUCCAUUUAGAUUUGGAUAGAAUUGCUAACGUGUGUGGGGGGGCCUUAUGGUAGUAUGCUUUCUGAGUAAAGUGGUCUGUUAGAGGUACAGUUUAUUUAAUAGAGUUUACAUGGUGUAAUUUUCAGAAAUGCGACUGGUCAUUAAUAACAGACAUUACGAUUUAUUAGAAACGCGCCAUCCUGUGCCCAGUAAAAUGUAGUCUUUUGAAACGGUGGCAGCAGUCAUUACUAGAUGGAAGCUUAUUUAAUAACGUAUGCAGGGCUUAAACUGUCCUACACCACUAAAAAGCAUUAAAAUGUACUUGGAAUGUCAAACCUAGAGGGUGCAUGUCAUAUUCCCCAGAGGUGAAUUUCUACUGGUCAGGUGUUGUGGCUGUUUCACUCGCCCAAUGGCCAGUGGGAAGUGCAAAUUUUAAGCCCUGAUAUAUAUAUAUAUAUAUAUAUAUAUAUAUCUUAUUACACACCAAGCUGACUUUACACUGUCAUCUCUUUCAGGUGAUAAUCCAUUACUUAACUUUGUGAACGUACUAGGGUAAGUAGGAAUCUGAUUCAAUCGAUUUUCACGGGGUAGUUAUGUUUUUUUUAAUUUGUUUUAUUAAACUUAUUAAGGUUUUUUCCAGGAACUUAUUACUCAUAAUUGUAUUCCUGUUACACUUUGUUAUUGUCUCAUUUGUUAAAUUCCCCUUUUGUUGUAAAGCGCUCCGGAAUAAGCUGGCUAUAUAUAAAUACCAAUUAAUAAUAAUAACAAGCAAUGAUUUACGCACCCAGCUCCUCUUGAGGUUCAACCCUGAGGUAUAGCAUUUUUUAAAAUCAUCUCAGUCCACUUUUUUGUCACAUGUCUUAUGUAUCAUAACCAGUACAGCUCAUUGCGGUGGUUAUGGUGCAGUGAGAUUUUGCUGUCCCCCUGCUUUCAAGUGGUUUGCCAACAAAACAUGGCUUUUCCAUUCCCUAAGGCUCAGAUAGUUACGUCCAUAUUAUAGGCUGAAAAAAGUAUCAAGCUGUUUGAAUUCUGCCUAUCACCUGUUUCUUUUUACUGCUAUUGAUCUAAAAGAGAGCCCCCCUCCACCCCCCCAUCCGUCCCACAAUUUGAAGAGAUAUCCAAUUUUGCCACAAAAAGUGGAAAAUAAAUCCCUUUUUGACUCCAAAAUGUCAGUCAGAUCUCACCUUGGAUCAACAAUGCUUAAAGGGACACUCCAGACCCCAAAAGCACUUUAGCUUCAUGAAAAGCUUUAUGUGUGAAGAUUGUGUCCUCUGUUUUUCAGUUUGAAAAUACUGUAGUGCAGAUUUCAAUAGAAAUUGAUACAUUUUUAAAUUAUACUGGUUACACCCCCUGGCUUUUCAAGCAGACAAUGGUGCUGUUACUUCCUGGUUUGGUUAGCUUAUUUGCACUAAAUUCAAGAGGUAACACUUGCCCAGAGCACCUGCCUUGCAAAGACUUCUAAUUGAGCUGCAUUGGGAAGUCUGUGAUUGGACAGACACAGAAAGUCUGGGUUUGAGAAGAAGAGGAUAGCUUGCAAAGGCUGCACACAAGAGAGCUGUUUUUAAAUAUACCCUCAAUGAGAACAUGCAUAAUUAAAUGCAGUGGAGGGGACAGUGAAGUGUCCCUUUAAGUCUGAGGUCAACCACCAUACAUUUUUAGUUUUUGACCCUUCCAUUUUUCUCAUAACUCACUACAUCAUUUGACUUACAAACCUAUUUCUUGUCCCAAAACAUAAUUCUGCACUGCAGAGGAUGCCCAUUAUUAUGGUGCUACCAGAAAGAAAAUCACAUAAAAAUGUCAUGAAUGUCCUGCUUAUUCUGAUUUUGGAGGGUCAUGUUAUUGCCUUUUCCUAUUUUGUUAAUUAAAUUAAUUAAUUAAUGCUUAAGUUAAAUUUAUUUUGAUGUCUGAUUGAAAAGUUGAAUAAAUGGUAAGGAUAAACCUCUUGCGUCUCGGUAUUAUUUUGCAGAUGUCUGGAUGGCUAUAUUAACAUGAUAUUUCGGGAUAUACAGAGAAUGUUUUCAGAAGAUAAAAUACCAGAUUAUCUGAAUUCUAUCAGUGAUUUGAUUCUGUCUACCGAGGAACCCUCAAUGAGUGAAGAAGAGGCUCUGAAAAAAGCGAGUGAACUCAUUCAACAACUACUAAAAGGUAAGUAUUGUGUUAUUCUUUCACAUUGUUUAUAGCCCCGUAUAUAUUUGUAUAAUGUUAUCAUAUCCCCUCUGAGGCAACGUUUUUCUAAACUAAAGAAAUUUUAAUUUGUUAACCUUUCUUCAUAGCUGAUGUUCCAUUCCUUUUACUAAUUUUGUAGCCCGCCUCUGCACUUUUUCUAGUGCCAUAAUAUCCUUCUUUAGAACAGGUGCCCAAAAUUGCACAGCAUAUACACUUUGGCAAAUUGUCAUGCACACAAUUUGGAGAUGGCAGGUUAACUAUAAUCCUAAAGUUGAUGACAAGGCUUGUUAUAGAGAACUUUCAUGUACUGUGAAUGGCCACAAACUGACUGCUGCAAAAGGUUGCCAUUUUUGCUUUUUUAUCAAUCCACCCCUGCUGAUGAAAAGAGAAGACUCAGGAGAUUAGUAAGGAAACAGAGGAAACAGAGGAAUUGCCUGGGACAGAAUAUGAGAUAGAUGCAUGACCUGCAGUCUCAUUGUUAUUAUCUGCCAUUUAGGAGUUUAUAAACUUUGUUUACGCAGCCCUAACCACAUUCCCCCUAACUGCGAGUCACAUAUCCUUUCAAGUCCCUACACCAGGGGUAGGCAACCUAUGGCACGUGCACUCGAGGUAUCUUUGCACGGCACUCAAGGCUGCUAGAGCCAAACUCUGGCCUAUCAGGAGUCCCAAUGGAACUUCAUAAGUCUGCUACUGUGAAAAGGUGGUGAAAGACAAUCCUCAAUUUAUGCAUUGCAGCAUGUGAUCUCCGAUAAAUUCAUCCCAGCACUUGUGAAUGGGAAUCUGCCCUGGAGUAGAGCAGCCUACAGCAGUCAUUGCAGUUCCUGCCCUUGACCUGUACCUGGCCUGCACGGUCCCCACUGGACCCCAGGGAAGCCAUCCACAGUGCUAGAUAUACAAAUAAUACAAACAGCUCCAGGGGCGGACUGACAACUCAUGGGGCCCCUGGGCAAUAGAAGAUCACGGGCCCAUGCUUGUACCCACCAGCUUGCAAACUACACAAAUAUACAUCACAAAUUAGAAAUACAAUAAACAAGUGAAAAAAUGGUGCUUAAAAUUAUAAAUAUAGGAAAAACAAUAGUUAAAUAUUUAAAUACAGCAGCACCUAUAUUGUGUAAUAGCCCAAAAACACUUAAAUACAAUAAAACCAGAGAAUAGGUGCGCUAAAAAUUUAAUUCUAUAUACAACAUCGGCUGUGUGAAAGUGCAGUAUAUUGUUUCACUCACAGGUGAUGAAAAUAACCUAAUAUGUGAUCUAAAAAGUGCAAAAUUGCAUAAAGCACUUCAAAGUGAUAUAGUGGAUAAAUACUUAACUUACACUAACAAUAUGUCUGAAGUGAGUCUCAGCUCCAAUUUGCAGUACAUAAAAGAAAAUACAAAACAGUAUUACAAAUACAAAUAAAAAUUGCUUGGUAGCAAAUAUCACUGGAUCCUGAGUUGUGGUUAUCCUGCCUGAGUCCGUGUAACCGGUGGCUGGUUUACGUUCACAAGAACUUAACGAGCGUGCACAAGAACCUAUACCAGCCGGCGGUUACAUGGACUCGGGCAGGAGAGCCACAACUCAGGAUCCGGUGAUAUUUGCUACUAAGCUAUUUUUAUUUGUAUUUGUGGAAAUAAAACUUUUCAUUUAUCCUAACUGGCUACUACGAAAAUCCCUUCAUAUAUUGAGGCUAUUCAAGGUAGAGCAGACUCAUCUAUUUAUUCAGUAUUUUUAUCUGACAAUAUUACACUAUAUACUGUUUUGUAUUUUCUUUUAUGUACUGCAAAUUGGAGCUGAGACUCACUUCAGACAUAUUGUUAAGUAUUUAUGCACUAUAUCACUUUGAAGUGCUUUAAGAAUUUUUGUACUUUUUAGAUCACAUAUUAGUUGAUCGCUUGUACACAUUUUCAUCACCUGUGAGUGAAAUAUACAUCGUGCCCACAUAUACGCACUGUCCACAUGUUUGUUCUUGUGUUACAAAUAAGGGCUCUAAUAGGGGAGUAGGAGCUGUUCUCAGGUUAUAGGGGUUAUAAUUGGGAUAGAGACUGUAGUGUGGGGGUUGGGUGGUUAUGGGCUGUCAUGGGGGAUAGGGGAUGUAGUGGGCGAUCAGGACUCUAAUUGGGAACAGGAGUUGUAGUGAGGUGGAAGGGGCUCUAAUAGUGAUAUAAGGGAAGCAGUGUGGGAAGAAAGACUGUAGUGGGUAUAGGGGAUGUAACUCGGGGAUAGAGACUGUGGUUUGGGGCUUCCAUGGAGAUAGGGCUGAAGUAGAGGGAUAAGAUUGUAAGAACACAUUUUAGGUCCUCAGUCCUCCUUUCCUACCAUUAAAAGGUUAUUUUAUUUACCUUUUUUCCAGAGCCACACCAGUCUUGUCGCAGUUGGCUACACCUCCAUGGCUGAGAUCAUCAAUUUAACAAUCUCAGCCAAUCCAAUGCUUUAUUUAAAAAAGCACAGGGAGGCUAUUGCGCAUACGCAGCAAAAUUAUGUGCUGCAUCUGUAAGCAUCUCCCCUUAUAGAGAUGCACUGAAGCAAUUCAUCUCUAUGGAGAGCAUUUAGCGUCUCCAUGCCUGGGUCAGGGUGCUGCACUGACCCAGGAAGUCCUCUAGUGGCUGCAACUAGAGGGGUUACUAAGCAGUAAUGUAAACACGGCCUUUUCUCUGAAAAGAUAGUGUUUACGUCAAAAAGCCUGCAGAGACAUACUACCGUAUACAUGCCAUAACAACUAUAUUAAGUUGUAGUUGUUCUGGUGACUAUAGUGUCUAUUUAAGUUUGCCUCUGAUUUAUUAUUCCCCUGCUUUGCUAUAUGAAUGUUUUCUAUGUGUACCAUUUUUUUAAGUUGAUAAUCUGCAUUGCGCUUAGUGGUGGAGCUAAAAUAGAUAGGGCCCUGGUACAAGAAUUGUUUUGAACCCCCUUAUCGCAAGGAUGGAAAGAAAGGUAGAUCCCCCAUUGUCGUACAACUCCCAGCUGGGGAUCUACCGUUUGCCCAUCCUUGCAGGGUUGUACUUAGCACUGAGCAGUGUUUGUAUGUUUAUAUGUAAGCAUGUUUUUGAAUGAGGUAUGUGUGUGAAUCUAGGGGUGUAUUUCUGUGUAAUGUGUUGUUAUCUACUGUUACCAUUUGAAAGCAAGUAUAGUAUUUGCUUUUGAUUGCAGGGGUGUGUCUGUAUGUAGUGUUGAUGUUUGAAUGCCGGGGUAUAUUUGUGUGAAGUGUUUGAGUUUGAAUGCUGAGGUGUAUACACUGCAAUAUAUAAAAACUAUAUUUAUACAUACACACAGAUACAUCUGGAUACACAGAUACACAGGUACACACUAACACAUACAGAUACACUGACACACAAACAGUUACAGACGCACACUGACACACAUACAGAUACACAGGUACAGACGCACAGAUACAUACGGACACAUAUACAAAUACACAGACACACACAGCUACACAUACAGAUACACAGACACAUACACAGACACCCAGAUAUACAUAGACACACACAGGCCCGGACUGGCCAUCGGGCACACCGGGCAAAUGCCCGGUGGGCCGCGGUGGCCGUGGGGCCGAGGCCGGCAGGGGAGGUCCCAGGAUCUCCCCUGCCGGUCUAUGCAGGGCCGGCACUAUCCGAGCGCCGGCCCCGCUGUCUUCCAUGGAGGGCCGGUGGGGAGAUCAAAGAUCUCCCCCACCGGCCCAUUUAAAUAGACCUGCGGCUGGGGAGGGAGGGAGAGGACCCGGCGGAGCUCUGUCUUGCAGCUCCGCCGGGUUUCUCUCGCGAGAUCCGGAGCGUUGCCAUGGCAACGCCCCGAUCUCGCGAGAGAGUUCACUCACCACUGGACCACCAGGGAUGGUGUGCGAGUGCCUGUGCCCCCCCUCCCAGCUACCACGUGCAUGUCCCCCCCUCCCAGGCUAAAGGUAAGAAGGGAGGGGGGGGGGUUUAGUUUUUAUUUUUUGCUUAGUUUUUUUUUUUUUGUUUAUUUCCCCCCUUAGUUUUUUUUUUUUUUUAUAUAUUUACCACCACUUAAUUUUUUAUUUGUUUAUUUACCCCCCAACACACAACAUUUAUACACAACACUAUCACACUCAGCAUUCUCAGCACUCACACAACACUCUCACACACAUCACACCCAGCACUCUCACACCCAGCACUCUCACACCCAGCACUCUCACACACAUCACACUCAGCACUCUCACACACAUCAUAGCACUCUCACACACAUCAUAGCACUCUCACACACAUCAUAGCACUCUCACACACAUCAUAGCACUUUCACACACAUCACAGCACUUUCACACACAGCACUCUCACACACAGCACUCUCACACACAGCACUUUCACACUCAGCACUCUCACACACAUCACACGCAGCACUCUCACACACAUCACACACAGCACUAUCACACCCAGCACUCACAACACACAACACUCACACACAGCACUCUCACACACAGCGCAGCACUCUCACACAUCAUAGCACUCUCACACACAUCACACGCAGCACUCUCACACACAUCAUAGCACUCUCACACACAGCACUCUCACACACAUCAUAGACAGCAAUCUCACACAUCGCAGCACUCUCACACACAUCAUAGCACUCUCACACACAUCAUAGCACUCUCACACACAGCACUCUCACACACAUCAUACACAGCAAUCUCACACAUCGCAGCACUCUCACACACAUCAUAGCACUUUCACACACAGCACUUUCACACACAGCACUUUCACACUCAGCACUCUCACACACAUCACACAACACUCUCACACACAGCACUCAGCACUCAGGCACAUCACUCUCACACACAUCACACUCAGCACUCACACACAUCAUACACAGCACUAUCACACUCAACACUCAUACACAGCACUAUCACACUUAGCACUCACACACAUAACACACAACACUCACACACAGCACUCUCACACAUCACUCUCACACACAUCACACAUCAUACACAGCACUAUCACACUCAGCACUCACACACACUAAAACAGACCUUAUUACACAAUACCACACCAUGACCAGCUCACUCUGCACAAACGUAAUACCACAAACAGGCUCCAAACACAUGCACAAUACUCUUUCCUGGCCCUUUUGUCUCCUGGUAUCCAUUUAUAGAGACACCAGAGACAAGUUGCAAGGAAACAGUGCAAGCAUGUUAUUAAAUUUGCUUGCACUGUGCAGAACAAAUACAGGGCUUUUUUCUCAUGCUAGAGCUCUUCAGCAGAGCUCUGCGCAUGGUCUGCCCUGAAGAGCAUUGAACCAACAUGCUCACUUUGAGAGGGAGCGUGUUUGUCAUGAGUGAUGACAAAACACACCCUCUCUGCCCCGCCCCCUUCUUAGUGGGCCGCUGUGAUAAAAAAAUGCCCGGGCUGAAUUUUUUUCCCAGUCCGGCCCUGGACACACAGAUAACAUUACAUAGUUUUAACCAUCCCUCCUGCUUUCAUAUCUGGUGUCCAGUGGCAUCUGGCUGAAUGUGAUGAGAGUUAGGCUCUCCUUCCUAUGGUGCUGCCUAUUGGUCUUCCUCCUCUCUGUCCUGGCAGUUUGUUGGUAAUCAGGGGAACUUCCUCCCCGCACAGCAGCAAUACAUAGAUCAGGGGACUGGACGCGCUGAUAAAGGGUCCCCUGAACAUUGAAACUUUUUUUUUCUUUUCAUUGGAGUGGCCGGUGCCAGAGGCGCACAUCAACAUAAGUACGUUACGUGAUGUUGCGCACCUAAGCGCACUGGGCUGCAUUCAUCAUCAGCUCUGCCGGGCCCUGCCUCCUCUUCUUGUAAUCACUGGCUCAACGGGCUCGAGGACGGAGCGGUUAUUGCGCGUCGGACUCGAGUGACCGGUGUCAAUUUAGUAGUGUGAAUGACUGACAGUGCCAGACACAAAGCAUACGGCAGGCCCCCUUUCUCGGCCUGACCCUCGGACCGUGUCCUAAGUGCCCGACCACUCAGUCCGCCCCUGAACAGCUCACACACAAACACACACACCAAUAACAAUCCACAUAGACGCACACAACCCCACAAUCAGUCUCUCACAUGCAAUACCCCAAGCAGCACCCACAUAAACACCCCACCAAACACACAAUGUGACAUGUCCAUCACCACACUCCAUUCCAAACUACUCAUGAACAUAUAUAAUAUAACAGCUCAUAUACAGACAAAUACAACAAUACAAAGCAAGUACAGUAUAAAUAACAAGCAGAUCACGGCAACAUAGACACCUCAAUUUAAAAAAAAAUAGGACCUGCACACUAUGGGAUAUCACAAUCUUAUUUUGGCAGAGUACUGUUGAAAGGUUGCCUAUCCCUGCCCUGCACACUUCCUGAAAGAUAACUUGAAUUUGCUAAAUUCCCUUGUUGCACAGUGUGUUUAAUGCAGAAUUUCUUAUUUCUACUGUUCUGCUGAUUGCCCGCCAGAGCCUGCAGUAGCCUCCUGUGUGUGAUUAAAAUUUAAUUAACAGAGCAGGAGAUAAGAGCUUCUAUAGUAAAACCACUGUGAUGUGAAAUAUGUUUGAAAAUUAAAUCUUUUUUUCUAUGUGAAUCACAUUCAGGGCAGGUGUGGCCAGUGUUGCAUAAACAUUCAGGGUUACUUACUAAAGUAAGAAAUGUUGGGAAUUCAAAUGAAUUUUAAAUUCAAGGCUAAAAUAGCCAAAAUGAAUACAUAAAUAACUCGGAGAACGUUUCCACUUUACCAAUUUUGUCUUUAAAUUUGAAAUUCACUUUAACUUCUCGCAUUAGUGAAUGAACCUGAAAGUGAUUUAACUCCUAAACAAAGAGAAUUAAGCAGUGAGACUUAAGGAGCAUGAUCGUUACAGCUACACUGCUUCUUUAAGCAUUGUUUUGGUGCUUAUUUAUAUAUUUUGCUGUUAAUUUAUUCAAAUAUUUUCUAACUGCUAUGGAUAUUAUUUUGUUGAACAGAGUUUCUGUCAAACCGCACGGGUCUGAAAGUUAUAACAAAAGUUCUAGCAUUGAAGAAAUACAUUAAAGAGACUCAUGAAGCAUUUCAAAAUUCAAUCGCCAAUAAAGAAACUCUUUUCGUAAGUAGUGACUGUGGCAAUUAACAAACUGUGCUAUUGUCCAGGAGUAUUAUAUAUAACAUUAAAAAUAUUCACAACAGGGUGGACUAGGAAACCGGGCAGCACCUCUUCCCUUGAGGAAUUCUAAAUCUGUCAUAUCUUUAUAAACUGACUACAUGGUGGCUGAAGUCACCAAGAUCUGCUCAGAUCUGAAUUGAAUGAUAUUUAACAUUAAAAAUCAAAUUGAUUUCAGUUGGUGUAGCCUUCCCUGUAUUCAGAGCACUCCUUGCACCAUAACUACUACAGUGUGCUGUGGUGGAUAUGGUGCUAAAAGGGUUCAUUUUAUCACCUUGUACUCAAGCCCUGACCCAAUGAGAUGGCAUGCCCUAAUUAGCACCAUUAACACAUAGAAACACAUUUUUGAAAAACAAAAAAUACUUUAAACAGCUCGAACUUCAUCACCCUGCUGCUGUUACCCAGUAACAACCCUAAAAGAUAGGGUUACCCAGUAACAACCCUGAAUGAUAGGUCAAUACGCAGUCCUUGUGUGGCACCAUGCAAACCUAAAGGCUGAGGUCAGAUUGAAGACUGAAAAUAGACUUGUGUCCAUCAAAUUAAUGGCUUAGCCAUUCAGUAGCAUUUUCUGCCAUACAUUAAGGGGGAAAGACCUGCAGAACUAAUCAUGACAGACACAACAUGUGUUUUUCUAGUACAAACGUGUUAAUCGUUACCAUGGCAAGAGGUAUAAUUUUUAUUAUUGCAUCAAAACUGGCUGCUCUCCCUGAUGUUUGUAAUUAUCUAAUAAAUGCUAAAAUACAUGAUAGAAUAAUAUACGCUAGAAUACAUGAUAGGAGACAUUAUUAUUAUAUAUAGUAGUGCUGGGUUUCUAAAUGCAGACAGGAAAAGGAACUUUGAUUUUGAUUUUUAUUAAAUGAAAACUACCACUGAAUAUAUUGUUCAUCAGCUGGCAAAUGUUUAAUGCCCUAAUACCGCAUAUCGUAUAUAAUUGUAGAUUUUUAUAAAUUGUUCAAUGAAUGCUGUGUUUAUUCCCUUACAGUUCAUUUAGAUUUGUUAAUGAGGUAGAGGAUCGUGGAAUACAAAUUUAUUUUACUUUUGCUGUGCUUACAGAAUCUGCUGGAAGACGUGUCCAAGGUGAUAACUGAGGAAGACCAAUGACCUCUAUAAAAGGUCCAAUCUCCAUUUCUUGAACAAGGAACUACACUAAUUUAAUUGUGUUGCACUAAUAUCGUAAACUGUUUUUUUUUUUUUUUUUUUUAAGAAUGUGCUGCUGAAAAGCAAUGAAUUCUAGAAAAUCAGGACAUCUCUAUCCUAUAUCAUUGUUUACUUUAUAUCAUCAUUUAGGUUAGAUCAGGGGUUUUUACCCUUAAAAAAGGUCUUGAAAAGACAAAAUGCUUUGGGUGGGAAGCUCUGGCUGAUUUUAUCUUCCUUUUAUGUCUUUAUUAUGCAAAUUUUGCACUCUCCGAUGGUGUUUUUUUAAAUGUGUAUGCUGUGAGCUCAUUCGGUAUUUCCCAUGUCUUUAAGGGCUUUUAAUGCUGUGCCUACGUCAUUUUACAUUGAGAUUUCACUCCAUUAUCGGCACCUUUAUACGUAUUUCUUAUUAUGCUCUUCAGUCUGUAAAAGAAAACUGUCAGUUCAAAAUUAUUUUUUAAUAACAAUAAUCCUUUCAUUAAGUUUUAAAAAGAAAUUGAUUUAUUAUAAGGAAGCGUAUGUAACAAAAAAAAAAAAACCUCACCAUGUUUACCCUGUGAAUAAAGGUUAAGUAUUGCUGAUUUAGAUGCUGUCAGUGACAUGUGCUAUAGUAUAUACACCCAGCAAUAAGUUAAAUGGUGUAUAUACAUAGUGAUUGGGAGGUGCUAAUAUGAACUAUGUUUACCUAAUUGUGGCUGGGUUACAAUGUUUUGCCUCUUAGUGGGGCACACUUAUUCAUUUUGUAGCCAUUGCCAUUUCUAACUCUGUUUUUUAAUAUAAAGGUAGUUGUUCAUGUAGUUUACAAGUAUUAUUUCAUUAGGUAAAGUUAUAUAUGCCUUUUUAUUACAAUAUUGCAAAGAGCCAAAGCACAAAGGAACAACAAAACCUGUAUAUGUAAAAUGAGAUUUAAGAACAAAAUAAUAUAAAUGUGCCAAAAAUCACUAAUGCAUUCCUUGCACAAUUUUCAUUCAAAGUUUUUCAAAACUCUCUUACAUACUAAGGUUACAAAAGUGCCUACAGGCACCCAUACCCCAACUUCUCAAAAAUCCAGUUCUCUGUUGCUUGCAUUGGAGGAUACACACGAAACAGUACAUCUAUAAUUCCACAAAUAAACAAAAUUGCUGGGAAUUCAAAGUGAAUGCAACGUGAAUUGCAAAUAUAAGGCCAAAAUAGCCAAACUGAAAACAAAAUUGACACAGAUAUUUUUCUUAUUCAACAUUUUGGCCUAAAUUUUAAAAUUGACUUUAAAGGAACACUAUAGGGUCAGGAAUACAAACAUGUAUUCCUGACCCUAUAGUGUUAAAACCACUAUCUAUCGCCCCUUACCCCCUUUUGCCUCCCUAAAUAUAGUAAAAUCUUACUUGUAUUCAAAUCUGCAAUUGCUGCCUCUGACCUGCCUGUUGACACAUCAGCAGUGGUGUGGUCUGAGCCAAUCACACUGCUUCCCCAUAACCUUGGCUGAGACUGUCAAGGAGGCAGAUCAGGGGCAGAGCCAGCACAAGUCAAACACAGCCUUGGCCAAUCGGCAUCUCCUCAUAGAGAUGCAUUGAAUCAAUGCAUCACUAUGAGGAAAGUUCAGUGUCUGCACAGUGUACAGUACUGCCCCAGGAAGCACCUCUAGCAGCCAUCUGAAGAGUGGCCAGUGGAGGUAUCACUAGGCUGUAAUGUAAACACUGGAUUUUCUCUGAAAAGACAGUGUUUACAGCAAAAAGCCUGAAGGGAAUGAUUCUACUCACCAGAACAAAUACAAUAAGCUGUAGUUAUGCUGGUGACUAUAGUGUCUCUUUAAAUUCACUAUGAAUUCCUGGUAAAUCGCACUUUACUGAAUAACUCUGAACAUGUUUAUGAAAAACUCAUAUAACAAAAAGGACAGUUUCUACAGUGAACUUUUGUCAAUUUCCACAACCAUCACUAGCGACAACUGUGGGAAAGAGAAAUCUUCUCACGCAUCACAUGAGUAAUUCUAUGGAGGGUCCCGUGGCUUUGCAAGAUUAUCCAUAGACCUAAAUGUUUUACAAUUGUGUAUGCAGGAGAGUACAACAGUGAUGCAGCUCCUCGUGGAUGGAGAAGGCCCUUGGAAGGAAGACACCUAUGAAGGAAAGUUGCUUUGUGUGCCAAUGCACACAAAUCAGACAAACUACCUUCUGGGAUCUUUGUAAAAUAUGCAAAGAUGCUUUAAGUGACAGAGCUGCUUUAACCCCUUAAGGACACAUGACAUGUGUGACAUGUCAUGAUUCCCUUUUAUUCCAGACGUUUGGUCUUUAAGGGGUUAAAGGGUCAUUAUAGGCACCAAAACUUUAGCUUACUGAAGCAGUUUUGGUGUAUAGCUCAUGCUCCUGCAGUUUCUAUGCUCAAUUAUCUGCUAUUAAGGAGUGAAAUAUAUUUGUUUAUACAAUCCUAGUCACACCUCCCCGCAUGUGACUCACUGUUUAAAAUUUCUCUUUUGCACAAUCUGUUUAAAGGGACACUAUAGUAACCAGAACCAGAACCACUACAUCUUAAUGUAUUGGUUCUGGUGUGUAUAGCAUGUCCCUGCAGUGUUAGAACUGUAAACACUGCCUUUAAUAGAAAAGAUAGUUUUUAGAUUGGUGCUUAGUAACACCUUUAGUAGCAGUCACCCCGACAGCCACUAGAAGUACUUCAGUGUGUAUGGAGACCCUGAACGUUUCCUAUAGACAUGCAUUAAUGCAAUGCAUCUCUAUGAGGAGAUGCUGAUUGGAACAGCGCACAGGUUUGCCCCACAUGUGCAAUAGACUCCCAAUUCUUUCCUGUGGUAAAGCAAUGGAUUGGCUGAGAUCAUCAAAAGUGACCUCAGCCAUGGAGGAGGGGCCAGUCUAGGUGAGGCCAGCGUAAAAUCACCUUUUACUGCGAUUGGAGGGUGGUCAGUAACCUAAACAGCCACUUGAGGACUUUAGUGUCAAGGUUGUUCCUUUAAUCUAGAACCUCUUAUCUAUGGCUUUGUUAAUAGUCUUUUAGAAACUGCAGGAUAAUCCUGUGUGAUUAAAGUUCAAUGUACAGAGCAGGGUAAAGGUUAUAUUUAGAAUGAAAUCAUUUUGUUUUGUUUUUUAGAGGCUGUGUGAGUCACAGACGAGAGGUGUGCCUAGGUCUGCAUUAACAGAAACAAAAGUGAUCGAAUGCAUACCUGGCAGAUAAUUGAGCAGUGUGCCUGUGGAGGCAUGAUCUAUACACCUAGACUUAUUAAUUAAGCUAAAGUUGUUUUGAUGCCUAUAGUGUUCCUUUAAGCAAAAUACAAGAAAUAUACAGUUUAACAUUUUACAAGGCUACUUAAAAUCACCUAUCUUACCAAACAAAUAUGGGGAUUCAGUUACACCAUAUGGUCAUAUUGCGAUAAGCCCAUCACUAUGUCACAGUACCCCAAUAUCAAUGGAUCCUACACUUAUUUCACCAUGGGAGAUUUACAUGCUGACUGCAAUACCUACUGCUGAAACUGCCUCCAGAGUCUCUCCUCAAUUUAAGCUUUCCUAUGGUCACCUCCAAAGGGGCUUCUAUAGUGGCACCUACUUUUCUAUGCUUGUUUUGGAUGUUCCACCAAUUCCCUUUUUUCUAUGUCUCGUUAAGCUUCAUGUCAAAGUAUGUUUUGUACUUUUAUAUUUAAAUGAAGUUGUUACGCAUGGAAGGCCGAAGUGAAUAAAAAAAUAUUUUCCAAUAAAGGCUGAAUAUUGUGUGGUUGAGCGCAGUACAGUCUUCUUCCUGUUUUGCUUCAUGUCACAUUCAUCUUUAGCAAUGCUCUUGAUAUUGGCAUUUGUAAAGCUUGCAUUAAAAAUAUACAGCUCUUACAAA
Molecule: messenger RNA, 76803 nt
Organism: Pelobates cultripes (western spadefoot toad)
Lineage: Eukaryota; Metazoa; Chordata; Amphibia; Anura; Pelobatidae
Source: the annotation of a GenBank genome assembly